This is a messenger RNA of Spirometra erinaceieuropaei, 59418 nucleotides long. The record is from the annotation of a GenBank genome assembly. NCBI's taxonomy places the organism in Eukaryota, Metazoa, Platyhelminthes, Cestoda, Diphyllobothriidea, Diphyllobothriidae.
AUGGUAAGUGAAAUUAAUAAGACCUUCUACACUACCUUCAUGCACUGUUUAGGAGGAAAAAAUAGGCGAAAUGUCAGCGUUGUCCUGUACAUAGAUAGGUUUUAUGCGGUUCAGCUAGGCAAUGCAUCGUUUUGGAGGGCAAACAUAUCUCUUUUACUGUGGCUAAUUGUCCUUGCUGUUACCGGCAAAGACUGAUUUGAAAACGCUGCAUAAACCGUAAAUCUUCAUGAUUUCAAACGCAAUGGUAUAAACUGGCGUUCUUCAGUUUAUAAUGUACUGAGAAAUAACCAACUUAUAUAACAAGUAAAGACCUCGAUUCAAUCUUCUAUCAAACUGGGUGAUUUUUGCUGGAAAUUUCCCCCUGAUAAUAUUACUUUUCAUAAGGUUCUUAAAAACACUUACGCUUAUUUUAAGAGAAGCCAAUAGUUUCAUCAAUGGCUUUUAUUGCUUUCAGACAUAUUUAUGCAACGGUUCCGGUUGAUAGUGGUCGUCUUAAAGCCUUUCACGUGGUCUAAGGGUCAUAGGAGGAUAUCCAGAGCAUUAACUGGACCUGUGAACGCAGUACGCAUCUAAAAUCGUUUCAGAGCAAUUUCGAAGUUGGAAUAAAUGCAGGCAAAGGGGGCGAACGGGCGAUCACCAGAACGGUAGGUGCACUAGCCUGAGUUUCCGGACCAGUACAAGAGCCCAGUGUGGGUGACUGUGGGGGUGCAACACUAAAGGAAACAAAGUUUGUGGCCAAACGGUGAGGGCGAGGUAGGGGGUGGGUAAGGCGUGGUGUCCGCAACUGGGCAGGGUCCACGCCGUCGAACUCACGGUAGUCUGGGUGUGGUGGCGGCACGUGCCCUUGGCUAGAAACUGGACAGUGGCACUUGGCUCCCUGGGUGCAGCGCGAGAUAAUGGGGGGAGGGGGGGAUAAAUCAACGUGUUUGCUUAUGGAUUCGGUGUCAGACACCCAGGGCUCCAGCCGUUCUCGCUUAGUCUUGUUGCUGGCUCGCACCAUCACCCGUGUGCUCGCGAAGUUGAAUUCGUGAUCCUCCUGUAGGGUGUGGGUAGCGACUUGAGACAAUGGGUCACCCCUUCAAACGGUCUGUUUGUGCUUGAGUAGUCUGGUAUGACCUGCAUAUUGACAGUGACAGUAGUAACAUGAGAUUUAAUCAACUACAUUCGGCCGCUUACUUGCGUCCAGACCACCAUUCAUGUGCAUGAUUCUGGUACGCAUGGUAGUGAUCGGACGAUGGGCGAUGCUUAAGCUAAACUCAGCGGCAAUGUGUUUCGUUUUCUUCUGGCUCAUUUUUUACAUACUGCAGAAGGUGCCAGAAUGCUGGGGGGCUCUCUUGCGCUUGCCCUUCAUGUACGAACAUGGAGCCAACGAACGCCAAAGGUGCUUGGGCAGCGCUCCCAACUUAUUGGUCUCGAAGUUGUCGUAGUCCCUGUACUCAACCUCCCUCCCCCUAUUGUUUACUGCAGCGUUGUAUUCUUUUGAAGAGCGCCCUAACACGGCCGCAUUUGUUCAUCACCCGGUGGUUCUGUGGAUGGCAAGAAUAUCCAGGAAGGGCAACUGUUCGGUAUUGUCUUUUGUCUUCAUGAGACCAACUCAGUUAAGAUACCGUUAGGCAGGUCCUGGAAGCCUAAUAGCCUGCCCUUCCCAGUUUUAUGCAACGCGCCGUGCAUGGUGACUAAAAAUGACCUUUUCCAGACCAUGAAGGACCGAUUUUGCGAUUAGGCUAGAUGUUGAUGAACCCGUCGGUGUUCCUCUGAUUAACUCGUGCGUUUUGUCAUUGAGAAUGGGAAGACGGUUGUUGGCGGAGUGCAAAUUGUUGCGUUAAAUGCUCAGUUUUAAGAGGCCUUCUUGUUUGGGGACGCUCGCAGAUCGCGAUACGGAACUCAUUCGUCCAUUUGUACUUUGGGGAUUUCUUCCGAGCCCUGACAGCAACCACACACAGGGACGCGUAAAAUAAGCAGAAGGACGUUACUGACAAAGACAAGGAGACACCGAAAUGACCAUUUCUUUUGUCAACAGUGCUAGGUUGCCUACAUUACUCGUCGCUGUGCGGCUAUUGGCAGGGCUCGAGAGGGAGAAAGAGCCCCAAGGCACAAGGGGAUGAGCGAAUUUCGUAACGCGAUUAGUGUGCGUCCCCGUCUACCACUGUCAGCGUACCCGACCGCAACCGAUAGGACAGCAUACGCGUGGGUCAGUGGCUAGGGCGUUGGACUUCUAACCGCCAGGUCGCAGGAUCAAGCCUCAGGCAAUUUACACUUCGGGCUUGGGUACGACUAACUGACGGUGGUUAAUGAGCCAGGAAUGGCAAUUCCAGUCUCUCUGAUCUUUGUCGGUAAUACUAGUCUGCCAUCUUGUUCAUUCAUACUACUCUUGGAGCCGUUUGCAUAGUUCAUCUCGCACUAGGCUCUGAUGUCGCUAGUUAGUAAAGGGCGAAUUGGAUCAUACUUGAUCCAAAUCAGACAUUUUUACUUGGAUGUCAGCGAGAGAUUGGCAGGCCUGAAUGAUAAAAGUAAUUGAGCUGUCUCGGAGAAAGUUUAGGUUUCGAGACACCCCUUUGGGAGCCUUAUAAGUGGCGUUGUCAUCUAAGACAACGGUUGAACGAAGAAUAGCGUUGGGGAUUUAAGGCAAGGCGUAGAACUAGGUCAGCACUAUGCCAGUUUUCUUAUCUGCAGCUAUUUGUAUAGUGAGAUCCCAUUGUCGUGUCUGAGUCCCUUUGGGAGUCCAGUUAUAUGAGCAAUCAUCGUCGAGGAAGGCGGCCUUCGAUGCUCAGCAUGCUUUACCCCAUCGGUUACGUUGGUUCUCACUAAGAUGGCCAUAAGUGCCGUCUGUUGGUAUUGGAUCCGCACCAUUAAAAUCAACUUCCUGACUGAGAUGUCUCAGUACUUGGUUAGCUUAAUUGCUUGCAUGAUGGGCUGAGCACCACAUUUUCGCUUUGGUGACAGUCGUUGAGUAUUAAUCGCGUCUUCUCUGAGGAUGAACUUCUAUACAAAUCUGAAGGCUCAGGCUACUACACCUAUCGUUCCGGUGAGUGCUUGUUCAUCUCCCUCGUAACAAGGACCUGGGUCUUGCGUAGUCGCCUCUAACUGUGAUGACUACAUGUAUAUACAAGACUGUUUUUGGGCUCUCUAAGUCUACUUUUGCAUCUAAACAGACACGGAAAACAGGAAAGACUCUAUUAACCCCCUGGUAAUGAAAGUCGAGACUGCAUUUGAAUCCUCAGAAAAACGCAGGCAAACACCUUCUGGAAAAAAGCCAGCAGUUGUGGCAUCGCAUUUUUGUGGCACAUGAACAUGAAGUAAACAAAAGGGAAUUUACCGUAUCUACUCAGUCUUGAGCACAUAGUAGGAAGGUUUUUGGUGUAUUGGCCUCCACCGGGAAUUGUAUGUUGCGCGAAAUACACCAAGAUAUACGGGGGAGUUCCUGAGAAGAUACUUCCUGCUUUUUAAUUUAUUUACUAUAAAGUCUUCCUAACUCAUAAAAUACAGCCUCUUAGAAAGCCCAGUUCAGGGAUCCGUACAAGACAUUUUGACGUAUUUGCCCACUCGCAGGAGCAGAUUUUCUACUAAAACUAUGGGCAGAAUUCUAUCCUAAAAUAAACCUAAGGUACCGCUAGUGAUCAUUCGCCGAUCCCCGCACACAGACAGAGGGUUUUUCUCAAACAAAGCGACUUAGUUUCUUUGCUCCAUACUUUGUAAUGCGGUUUCCAGAUUUUUUUCAUAAAAGGCGACUAAAACUUUUGAGUCGGAAAAAAGUAGGCAGGCGAAAUCUGCCGCCUGCGUUAGCAGCUACGUGAAAACUGAUCACGCAAUUAUGAUUGUUUUACUUUUAGGUGGUUCAGCCUUAAAAUAAUGUUUUGUUUCAAGAAAAACAAAGUCUGGAUUUGAAUGAACGCCGCUCAUUCAUCCAGAGUCAAUGCUGAAGCAUGACAUCAAUUAAUUGUUGCAGUUAUAUAAUUCCCAUUGUACACAAAAAUAAUAAAAAAUGUGAAAUCGUUUUAGAAGAAAUAUUUAGCGCAAAGAACUUUUUGUGUGGCCGUGUGAAAGGACUUUGGGACAUUCUCCCCAGCCAGACUAGAAAGUUCUAUCCGUAGCAGUUCUCUCAGCAUAACAGAAUUUUUGAUAAUUUCAACAGAGGACUCUAUUUUGCCACAUAAAAUUGUUUCUCCCCACAGAAUCGCACGGUACUUUCCAUCGGAAAGGAAAUACUGAUAAUUUAUCUGUUGGAGACAUUAAGUUUUUAACCACUAUUUCCAUUAUCCUGUGUUUGGCUCAUUACACGAUUCAAAUAAUAACAAAUCUCUGGUAUUUCCGCGAUUUUUAAAUACUUGCCAUAUGGUAGCUUUUGAAUCAUUUUUGUAUACAACGCCUUCGGCCGGACUUUCUAAUGUAUACGCCCAGGGAAACUGGUAUACUACCAUGUCUCCUAAUAAUUGACUGCGUUCAGGCAUAUUUUAUUAACGUGAGAUCAAGGCAAAAUGUAGGCCUUCGAAAUAAGCCGAAUGUGCUCUACUUAAUAGACACUAACUGAUGAGCAGCAUAUACGCAAAAGUAACCUACUAAUAUCGAUGGAAGAAUAUGAAUGAGACCUGUUGAGGUACCCUUUUUUGAAAGUUAACAAGCAAACUGAGAAGUUAUUCUUGAGAAAAGAAUUGUUAUAGAAAAUUAGAAUCCAUUCACUGUUUCCAUUAAAAUGAAAAUGAUAUUUGCUGGAAAGCCCAACCGUACUUAGGAUUUCCAUGAGAAAUUAGACGUCGCCUUGAGUGGUUAACAUAUGAUUUACAUGUGUUGACAACCCGCCAAUGAUAUCGCACUAAGGCCUGCAAAACUCACCAUUUGCUAUACUUCAUAGUCAAGUGUUACAAAAAGCUCACUUGUUUGUGCUGCCAAUGUCCAUAUACUGCCUGUGUUUAAACCUGUCACAACAUGGUUGGAUACCAGUGUCGCAACACUCCGUUACUGAUGCUAGUAUUAUUGCAGUUAGUUACCCAUACUGUAAGCGUUGGUAGAGUUGCACUGGCAGCCCGUGGUGGCGGUGGUAGUAGUAUUAGUACUAAUAGUAGGAUUAUUAGUAGUAUUCGCCGUAUCAGUGGUGGUAGACGGGGGAAAAAGUUUUCUUCAGUGUUGCGACACUGUAUUCCCGCCAGUGGUAGUAGUAUUAGUAGUAACAGCGGAAGUAGUGGUAAUAGUAGCAGUAGUAGUGGUGGUAGUAGUAGUAGUAGUAGUCCGCCCGUAAGACAGGCUGGUGCGGGAAUAGACAAUUCUAAGUGUUGCAACACUGUAUUCCCGCCCACAACAUUAAUUUUUCCUCAUUAUUUUCACGGAAAAUGACCUAAUUUCAAAGGAUUACAUAAGCGGCAGCGUGCGUUGACUUCUGGCUUUAAAUUCACAAUCAGAUUACUCGAAAAUUUCGCCGUUGACUUAAUAUUUGCUCACCAGGAGUAUUAUGUUGAUUCCGCAAUCGAUGAAAUGAUAUCACCAUACUAUUUAAAAAGGUAGCAAAUGUGCCAAAAUAAAAACGAGGUUUCUCAACAAUGUCAGUUACCACCUGCGACCUAGUGUAGCUGAAUACAAUAAUGUCAGACAAACCUAUGCGACUAAAUACAGACAAUCCAUAAAAGUGUGUGCUUGAAUGUAAGUUACCGGGUGUUUAUGGGACUUAUGCAACAUCAUUCCGCUUUCUGAAUUCAAAACAAAACCGAAACUUUUUUUAAAUUGGCAGCAGCUGACUAGGCUAAACAGUAAGUGCAUACGUACUGUCGGUAUUACGUCCGUAAGACACGUUUGCUUCCUAUCUUUACCGAAUGUAAUCUACAUUCUACCAGCGCUCGAAAUUUUUAAGAAAUUAGACGUUUGGCAGGUUCGAACAGCGCACAGGAUGCCAACAAAUUGGCUAGCAUAGGUAGGAAUAAUGUGAAUGUGAGACAAAGAAAUUAAGGCGUGUUUUGUUUUUAGCUACGCCCUGUCAUCCGUCCAAUCGACGUUACCAAAAAAAGUGCAUGUCGUGUCUAUAUAAACUGUGCGGUAGGGCAUGAGAAUGCGGACUUCCUGUGUUACAGGGCGUUAUGGCUGGAGCUGGGAGGGUUUUAUUUGUAGUUUGGGCCAGUUUUUGGGAAUAUGUACCCGUCCUAAAAUUUGGCAUAAGGCUGCCUGUAGCGUGGGGACUCUUAAUUCCCGUGUACAAUCUGCUUUCCGCACAAGCAGGAUAUGAUUGAUUACGGCGAUCACCGGGAAAUUGGCAGCUAUUAGCAUUCGUUUUAUCUGAAAAUUCCGUCAGUUAAAAGGCCACUACUAGGUUAUAACAGGCCCUCGGGAAGGUUAUUCACACCCCUUACAAAUUUACCACUCCCAUGCUGUGGAUAAUUUACAGCCUCAAGCACGCUGAUAUGGAAAGUUCAAACAAAGAUGGUCUCAAUGAACCUGAAAUGCAUGUCCUAGCGUCGUAAUCAGACUCUAUAGUUCUGCGCUUAUCGUUAUCACAAGAACCACAAGGUUACCCAAUUAUUAAUCUGUAAAAUUUUAGUUGUUAGUUCAGCCAUGUAAUAGGUUCUGAUUCCAGUUGAGCAUUCAAUACCACCUGUCCAAUGUGUUCUACCAACAGUUGCUCUGAAUUCUUAAAAAUGGGAGACAAAAAGGCGGUCGGCAAGAAGGAGCAUGCGUUUGCAGCUUUCAUUCUAUUAUUCUCUUUCGGCACAAUUUUUACUCUGAAUGCUUAGCAUUAAAAACGUUUUUAAGUUAAUUUGGGGCUUCAGAGCACUGUUUUUAAUUUAAUGUUUUAAUUGUUCCUGUUUGCAGUUUAAGAUCCGGAGAGCAAUAACGAGAGGUUUUUCCGUAGGUUUUUUGACCACCUUCGAUACAACUUAUUGUACUUACUUGUUACCGUCAUUGCGCGAAGUUAAAAAAUGCAACUUUAAUUUUAGAUAAAGCGGGGGUUUUAAAGCACUAAUUAUUUUGCAGCCAGUGCAGGGCAACAGGGAACCUUAAAGUAGUUCACAUGCCUAUGAAGAUUUUAAUUUAGCUUGUGUGAAAGGAGGCAUUUUUUCGAGUACUUUCUGAAUGUUCAAGAAAAUUUUAUCUGGUGACGCAUUCGACGCACGCAUCCCGACUCGUUAAGGCACGAAACCAGUGAUGUCCACAUCACCCUCAAGUAAAUUGAAAACUUGACUGGAAAUCUAUGUUUUUACCAAACAGAGGACAGAUUUAUUUUUUCAUAAAAAUGUAUUCGUGCAUUUACCUGAUACAAUGACAUUAAGUAUGAGUUGCCGUUAGUCGACUGCGCUUAAAUAGAGAAUUCAGAUUAAAAAAUAUGCAAAUAUCAAACCAAUUGCAACUUGUAAGAAUGCGGAAUUUCAUCUGAGCACAUCAUUGAUCGCAAACGCAAUUUGCACUCGGAAGAAAAUAAUUCAGUAGAGGAAUAAAAGUUUAAAAGCCCCCCUAAUACUAUGGAAAAACAAAGUUCUCAAAGGCGAUGACCAGAAAUAAGUAAUCAUCACACUUAUUAUUUUGGGAGUUUAGUUCAUAAAGGACCAACACCAAAGGGUGUAUAAAUGGAUUCAGUAUGUUGAUUUUUAUCGUUGCCUUACUUAAGUUAUCUUUUUGGAUCUGAAAUCCUCUUUAAGAAUUUCAACCAACAUUUCUUGAAAAUUGGAUACGUACGGCGACUUUUAGGGAGAUCUCCCUAGGGAAGUCCACCUCAAGAGUCCUUACAUAACCUUCGCUCUCUCGAUUCCUCUCUCCUCUGGAAAUGGUAUAGGCAAACCGGAAUUCAGGCUCCGACUAUUUUGCUUUUACAUGGUGAACCAGCGACGCGUGACCUCUGUCUGAAAGUUAGAAAUCACCUCAGUGGCUAAUCAUUUGCAGACGACCUUGAGAUGGCUAACUCCGUCUCCUGUUGUCAGGCCUAUUCGCCGAAGACCAUGUCUGAUCCUACGCCGCAAGCAAGACAUUUUUAGUUUCUAGAACAGUCGGCGAACACUCAGUAAUAAAGACGGGUUCCAUUGAGUUUAAGAUUACAGGCCGGUUGAGAAGACAUGUCAAACGAAAAACAAAGUGACUGUCUACUGUUCGGUCUGGAGUUACCAGUGGAAAAUAUAGAGGACGACGUUGGAGUAGCUUAAACGAGUACUCCGCAGAGUCAUCCGACAGUCCCUUAAACGUACAAGUGUAAAACUUAGGGCACUUAAGACUGUCAGAAAAUAGAUUAACCUAUUCUGAUGGACUUAUGUCUAAAAUUAGUCUGCUGAACGUCGGCAUUUAAGUUGAUCAAAUUUACUCGCAGCUGGUUUUUACAGGUCCUGUCUUUUUGUUCCCCUAAUAGGCAUGACAUACUUUACAGUUACAAGCUCUUUUUAUUUAGAUGUCUGAGUUUCUCUUUUAAUGUUCGUUUCUCCAUCCGAAUAUUUUUUUAUAAGUGUGGAAUUUAUGCUUCUAAACAGUCAAUCCAAGCACCGAUACUUUUGGUUAGAUAAACUCGGAGUGGUCAGAACUGGAAUUAAUCGAACUGCAUGGAGAAACAAGUGCUGGCCUUGGCUUUGGUCUGUUGGGAAAUAAGACAACGGGCGUCUUGGUGCGUAACAUCGUUCCCGGCGGCGUGGCUGACCUGGUAAGUUACGUCUUCGUUUUCAUUUUAACAUCGCGCAAAGUCUAAUUCCUUCAAAUCGCAAAAAACCAUGCAUUUUUCUAUUCUCCCUCCACCUCCUGUCAUCAAGUAAUCUCGUGUGGCCUAAUUUUUGGUAAUUAUAAGAUCUGCGGGGUAGCGUAAAUGGGACAAUUGUCUAGUUAUUUGUGACUGCCUUCAGUGGAUAGGUUACCUUGCAUCAUUACGCAUGCAUAAAGCCACGCAAACGUACGAGAGCCUUAUUGCUUCCAUAAAGAAACCAUAAGUUCUACGCCGUGUUUUAGCUUUAUCGGGUGAGAACUGGCGUUUUUGACGUGAAAUACUUGUUGCAAUGGAAAAUUGCUUUUUAACUCUUUCUGACUUUGAUAUUUGCACAAAUUAGGUAAACUUCUCAAAAAUGCACGAUUCAAGUAAGGUUUGCUUAAAAUAUCACAAGGAGUGCUCUCCAGUCGUUGUGAGGGGUAGUGCUGAAUCCUACGUUCAAAAAGCGACUACCAUCAUCACUUACACAGCAGAAAUCGGAUUAAUUGUUGAAAAAAGGACUCAGUAUUUAAACAAUUCCACUAGGACCCACAAAGAGUAGCUAGGAGGGUAAGCAGCCAAUGGCAGCAAGCAUUUUCCCGACCGUAAACAGUGUGGAAUAAGAUGAACAAUCCGAUUAAAUCAGGGAGUUUAACAUACAGACAUCUGCGACCAAAUGACCAGCCUAGAUUCGCAGCACUUUUAGGUAGAUAAGUCUGGUAAAGCGUCGCACCUGAUGAAGAGCGUCAUUGUAGGGCAGAAACUAUAAAUUGCGUGUGACACACAUUACUGUCCUUUGACAGUUCGACCGUCGGUUUCGACGUGGGAGGUGUCAUUGACGUUCCAUUUACUCGUUACUGCACAGCAGCAACAGCAGCAGCCGAACACGUCAGGUUCUCGUUAGGACAAACAAUAAACAGCCACAGAGGCUGCAGCAUAAUGUAUUUUGGAGACCGGAUGGCGGAUGCAGUGUCUUGCAGCUUAUUCAUUAGUCAGUGCCGGCAGGAACAUGCACUAGCUCUAGGAGAACAAACGUUGCUCAGAGAUUCUGAAUUGCGCAGCUGUGUUCAGAUGGUUUAACGAUGGUCAAAGCUACCUAACUAAAGAAACUUCACAGGCUGGCGCUUUACGAAGUAGCUACUUUCAGCGUCAGCAGUUUGAACAGGAAAAGACGUAAAUGGCAUGCGCCGACAAGGAUAAGGGAGACCGGAGUAGCCAUUUCUGGCCUAUUAGCCGACAUCAGCCAGUCAUAUCCAACUCCGGAAGUGUGGAUCACUUGGGAUUCGAACCUGGGAUCUUUGGUCAUGGAGCUGGACACUCUACCAUGAGUCCGUUGUCCUGUCGUGGAAUUAGGCAACGAUGUGAAUCAGCAGGCAGCCGUGAUAUGAUUUCGAUACCCACAAGUCUACAGUAGGUGGGCCAAAUCAUGAAAACCCAACCUGUCCAAUAAUCGUAGAAUACUGCCGUGACUCUGUGGUAGUCUUUACUUAAACGCGGUAGGAGCGCUGGGCUAACACGGAGACUAUAUCGGGGUCCGGCAGGCGUUAUCGGGAAUGCGCACUCAUAAAAAUUCCAGCAUUUGGGGUGUGGGACAGGCUUAGUUGUAGACUCACGCCGCUGUCCCUCCUCUCCAUAUUUUUGUUGUUUAAAAUCCUGGUAACGCGUUUGUUAUGAACCAGAAGAUGUGGUGGUACGCCUAAGUGCAGGCCUACACAGUGCCAGCCACCUAGGGCCUCUCGUCUUCCGUUUUCUUGUCUUGAUAAUGAAACCGCGCUCAGGUAGGGGAGAGGAGGGAGUGCGUUAGAUGCUACUCAAGUCUAUUAUAAGUAUCAACGAAUUCACACUCACUUCGCCGUCCUUGUCCUCACCCUGCUGUGUAGCACACGGUGGGCAUCGUUGAAACCGACGGCUGAACUGUCAUUUUAGUCUUAUGUUUGGGGCUGCUACUCAUCGUGCAUUUGGGAGCUUCAAAAAUUCUAUGGCAAGAAGAGACACAUGUUCGUCAUUUCAUAGGUUCGUGAAACUAUAAAAUCAAUCCAAGAGAAUUCCAGAGCUCAGUAGUUACCAGGGUCACGGUCGCCUCUGUGGUCUGUUCAUGCUAUUAACUUAUUAGAAAACGUUACUCACGUGAUCGCCCUUCCACGGCUCUGCUAGUCGCCACUUCAUUCAAUCUGUUCUCCAGCAGAUUUUUACUGCACUGAGGAACCACGUUUAACGCUUUAAUCAUUGCAAUUGAGCAGAGUGUCAGACUGAAUACCCAUUCAGCGUUCUGGUUUUGUUAUUUAUAAGUGGCGUCCUCAUCCCACCUCUCUUCUUAACUAACGACUCCUCAUUAGGUUAUGGCCAUUUAUAUGCUCGUUUUCUGAUAUCUCAUCGGAGUUUCAUGGACCCACACCAUAUAAUGUGUUUUAUUGGUUUAUUUCUGACCCAAGGAAUGAUCCUAUGGUGUUUUGCGUCUUAGCUGUUGUUGCUUUUUCAUCCACUAGAAUGCACUAGAGUUUGUUAGCUAGCACAAAUCCGAUAGGAUGAAAACUGUCCGACAUUCCCUUCCUACGUGUUUGUUGGCUGCAUAUGCCUCACCAGUGCCGAUAUAUUGCCUACGUGAUAUGAGUCUAUUUUUCAAAUGAAGAAGAGUUUGGGCAAAUAUAACUUUUCCUGAUGAUAUGCAAACCACCUCGACUAUGAUGCAUUACUUUUACUUAUCACCUAAUUACCGGGAUUUGUCGCAACCGGUUUCGAUCCUCACGCAUCUAAAUGGAGAUAAGGACGUCUUCUAGUGUGGGGCUUUUUAGCUAUAAAUCAGAGUGUGCGACUGAAAAUUAUGAGAAAAUGCGAUUUUAUAUGAAAUGGUUUCCAUUUUGUCUUGCAACGUAGCAGCUAUCUAUGAAGAAAACUACCAUCUGAUUGAUGCCAAUUACUGUGUAUGUUCUACGCAAAAAAUUUUAUACCAACCUGAUCCCAUAAAAUACUUCACUAGAAAAGGAUCUUGGUGCACGCUUAUUGAGCGCUCACAAACAUCCCGAGCACAAUGGCAAACGUCUCAAAAAGUUCGAAAUAAUAAACUUGUUGAAACCAACAAAUAACUCAUUGCUUAGCAAACUAUGGGCUGAGGUGAUGUAACAAUCGAUAGAAUAGGUAUAAAGGUGUAUGACGUUGCACAUAUUCAUGGGAAACAUGAUUGAAUUUAUGCAGACCGCGAAGGUUGGCGCAGGAAUGUAUUCCAAUACAAAACGAUCGUUUGUAGAGUGCAAUUCACACAGAUGGAUAGAAGGAGGUUAUGUCAUAAGCCAGCAUGUCAAGGAGUAGGAAGUGACUGUGUGAUAUGCUCUCUGACAGUCAGUUGGGCAUGUCAAGUAAGUCAUCGUUUCGGUUUGAAACCGUGCUGAUGCGUGCCAGUCAACGUCCAUGAGUCUUGGACCAAAAAUAAGUAAGUCACCCAACGUUUUCUAUGCCUCAUCAGAGGGACAAUGGAAUGUUUUGAAUGAUUUCCACAGCAGCGGGGCUAUAUUAAAGACAAGAGCAGUCCCAAUGGUCGAUUUCAGAUCGAAGGUUAUUUGAAAAGUCUUUCCUUGGAAGAGGGAGAAAUGUGAUAACAAUUCCCUCUUUAAUAUCAGCACCACUAACUUUGGAAAGAAGGCCUCGGCCGGUUUCGGGGUCCCACGAAGGAGAAACAACUUUUGGCUUACAGGAGCUAACGGAGGGAGACCCUUCCUGAAUCUCUUCUCGUUAUGAGCUCCGAUCUCGCUCCAGCUGAGGACGUCUAAGAGUGACUAAUUUUUUUCAAAGUUGGGUCUAGGCUGGCUCCUGUAUGCCGAAACAUGGGCAGCAACGCGAAGCUGAUCGAGUAGAGAAGGUGGGCGUACUCAUGAAAUGUCGACCGAAAUUUCGAAAUGCGUUUUUGUUUCGAAAAGAUUAAUUAAGUUAGGUUAUAAAACAUAUCAUCAUGCAGCAUAAUUAUAUAAUGGUCCAGUUGCCUCAGGGUGCCUUCUUCUGAAAGAACUUAUUUCUGACUUCAUGCAAGAAGUAUAUCCUACAAAAAAUGACUACAUAAGUAGCAUGCAAAUUUCUCCUUGAUUUUCGAUGCCCUUAAAAGUUCAAUUAUAUUCAAUGAAAAAAUGGAAUAAAAUAUCCAUCCUUUUACUUAUUCGGUAGAAAUUCACGCCUUUUUCCAAUUUUAUACUCGAAGGAAGAGUAUAUUUCGGUUUUAAAAACCCUUUUUAAUUCCCGAAUCAAUUUGAAUCCGACCUGCCGUUGCACCUGUAUUCCGGGUUUCAAACUACAAGCCGUAUAUUUUCCGCGCACGGAAAAUCAUACAUUUUUCUACGGCAUUAGAAGGAGACCAUAUGGUUUUCAGAAAAUUAGCAGUGGAUUUGAGCAAUAUUGUUAACUAUACAAGCCAAAUUGGUAAAUACAGACAUAUGACGUUUUAUGAGCGGCCAUUUCAUGGUAUUAAAAAAUCUCACAAUAAGAAACUUUUUGAAACCGAAUUAUGCUCUUCCUUGGAGUAUAAAAUUGAGCAAAUACGUAAUUUUAAACCGAAAAAAUAAAAGGAUGGAUAUUUUAAUGCAUUUUUCCAUGAAAUAUAAUUGAACUUUUAAGGGCGUCGAAAUUCAAUGAGAAAAUUGCUUGCUACUUCCGUAGCCAAUUUUUGUAGAGUAUAAUUUCUGCAUGCAGUCAAAAAUCAGUUCGUUCGGAAGAAGGCACUCUGAGGCAACUGGAUCAUUAUAGAUUUAAGCUGUAUGAUGAUUAGUUUAAAAACCUUACUUAAUUAAUCUUUUCGAGACGAGAACGCAUUUCGAAAUUUCGGUGGGCAUUUCAUAACUUAGCCCACCAACUGUAGGCCAUUGCAACGCUUACUGGGCCAACAUCAAAGAAGGAUUUAUUGCUGUAUUUUUAGCACAACUUUGACUCUACAAAGAGCUUCCCAUAGGGCAUGGCACUAAGGGCCUCUCUUGCUACAUCUGGUCUUGUGCUAAAGUCCAGCCGGGUACCUAUUAUCGUGCCUUAGAUCUAGCGCUGACUAGUGCCCUCAUACUUAUAAGACGAACCAAAGCACCAAUUCUCCUAGCGAUAACCCUGACAAUAAACCAAACUCUACCCCCACGGAACUGCCACUUUUUACUCAAGCAGGUAAUAGGACACAGUUUUUGCAAAUUCUUAGCCUGGUAGCAUGAUUAGGCCUUUGUCUAUGCAGUUUCUAUGGGCUCAGCAUGUCGCCUAAAACAAUCAAAACUUAUUUUCACGGAGAAACCUGACACACUGGCUUUCAAAGACGCCACAAGGGAAUAUGUAAACAGCCGACCUGAGAAGAGGCAAUAUGUAAACAGUUAAGUGAUUGAAGUGCUUAUAUGUUGGACAGGGCACAGUCAUCAGCCUUAAGUUAAGUUCCAGAGCAGUUGGGAUGAAGGAUAGGAUUAUGGGUAUGCUUAGGGCAGGCGAAUAUGUAUCGCAAGACCACAUAUUCGUGCCAGCCCCACCUAACACUAACACCAAACAAAACUCUACCCCCAUGAAAUUUAGUGAUAAGUGGAAGCCAUAUUCCCCUGUGCUACCGAAGGUUCAUUUGAGGAAGAGAAGGCAAACGUUUACAAAAAGCCUGACAAUUAAACCUUACUUUAUAUUGGUCACCUUAGUUUAGAGACGACCCACUGUACUCGCCUAGUUUCAGGUUUCCGCGCAGAUUUUGGUACGCACAGGCCAACCGAAGACCUAUUUUGCUGAAUAUUACUCACUCUCGAUAUUUCUCUGCUGGAGCGAUCGCAGCGCACGAGGGGAAAAGCUGCGUGGUUAACUCUUUCCCACAAAAAUUGUCUCAACGGCAGACGAACGUGCGCAUCCUCGGUGCAGAAUGCGUCGUUUUGACAUGCGGUGAUUUCCGCCAUUUCCCUUUUGCCGCGCGCGCUUAAUGCUCCGUCCGUUUUAACUAAAUUAUUAAUCAUCCACUUGUUAGUAAUGCUGUUGAUGUUGCUGCUACUGCCGGCUUUAAAACAGAAAGAGUAUUCUGUGAAUAGCGCUGUUUUGACUGUCUAGCUGAAGUCUUGCAUAUUUUGGAGAUUUUACAACAGGGAUGUUUUUUUGUGGAAAGAGCUUUUGUCAGGACGGGUAGUAGGAGACACGCCUGCCUGCCAUCUGUCUUGUCGUUUGUAGAAGGAAAAUUUCGACAAAAAUGUUUUUGAGCUGCCUUAUAAUUGCAAGGCCAGGAAGUGUCAAUGCAAGAAAGAGAAAAAGCAGAUUUUGCAUUAUUGAAUUCGUUAUCUUUGCUAGCGUCGCUUUUGAAACCACAUACACGUAAUCCGAUGUGGCAAUUCAUUCUGUCAAAAAACGGUUGGACUUGACCCGUGGAUGGUAAUAUCACCAGUCGUUUUACAGUGAACAUAUAAGAAUCGCAGUGAAACUGCUCACAAAUGAUUCAGAUCCAAGGGCGCUGAUAUUUCACAAUUAGGCCGUUUCGGCGACUGGUAUUUGUGGUAUUAUCUCCCACAUUUCCUCCUCGAAAAUGGUCCUUGUCCUGUGUGAAAAUGAUGGAUGGUUGCCUUCGAGCGGAAGAUGUAACAAUGCGGCGCACACUGUUCUACUGUGUGCCAUUAGUCAAACUAGAAAAAAAACAAUUCUUCUAACUAACCACUAAUCUCGUAUGGCAGUUGCGUGUUUCGGCCACACACGUGCAACAAGCCGAAGACAUCCAUCUUACUCCCAAGAAGGAGUCAAGCUCGAGGAAGCAGUGAUUUGCUUUCUCAACCGGAAAGUGAUGGUUCCUUCUAAAUGCCCAGGACUGACAAGUUAUUUAUCAAAAUCCAGUCUCCAAUGUGAACUUUACAUCAGUUUUGUGUCCGGGAAAUAAAUGGUUUUACCAGUUGGAAAUGAGCUACCUUGCUGAAAACAUUUCCCUGUGGGAAAUUAAACGCUCAUUAUUUAUCCGUGGUUUAUUUCCGCAGACGCAGUCGGUAGGCUGUUGAACCCAUAAAUUGAAUCAUGGACUUCAGAAACAUACAAGAUAGUCAACAUUAAUUGUGGUGUUUUCGUAUCUAGUCAGGCACAUCUUCGAACUUUCCGGUCCUAAAUAUAUAAAGUUGCUACGAAUGGAUUCCGUCUACAGAAGAUGAUAAGUAGGAUUGCUUAGGGAGUUCUAAGCCAUUCACCGUCAUAUUUGCAGGGAUGUUUGCAAAAUAUCACCUCGUGUUUCAUUUUCUGUGUCUUAACAGGUCCAACAAUUUGGAGACAUUUCUGUGCCUCACUGACUUUCUGGCUUAAUGGGGAUGUGACGUUUAGUCGUUUGGUUUGGUUCUUUCUAGUUCCUUCCCCGAACUCAUAAUAAAAGAUUUCUACUCAUGACCAGUUUAACGGGAAUAUUUGGCAAAGUUAGCACCCAAGAAUAACGGUUUUUGAAUCUCGCACGAGAUUACGUUCAUGUCAAAUUGCCUGUCCAUCUGGCCAUCAUUGUUUAGCCUUAAACUGUCCCUCGCAGCAUGCGUGACACCGGCUAGUUAUUUAGAUCUGUUACUAUAAUCUCCACAACGAAGCAUUGGAGUCCAGUGGGUUUUUGAACGCCGUAUGUGUUGCAGGGUAUGUAUGGCGAUGAGGCUCUUGCUUAACCAGGCAUAAAACGUUUUGAUAUAUAUGAAAAAGCGGCGAAAAUUUUAUAAAGCUCCAGUUCAAAAGAAAGCAAAUCAAAAUUUUCAGUAAGCCAAGAUUGUCGCCCGCUGCGAAAUGUUUAUAUGCUCGGUCUUUGACUAGAAACCUCGAAAACUCAGGCCAACAAGUCCGCUAGCUAAACAGCCAUGUGUUCGUUUCCGACACAAGCAAUCUGAGGUGGGCUCAAGUUUGAGACAUGUUCAAUUUUGUUGUGUAAAGGUAACAUGUGGUUUGAUAGCCCCACCUGAUGGACACAAUACUGUUCGGGUUAAGGGUUAGAGUCCGGGGGUAAUGGUUAUGGGUUAUGGUUAGGGGUUAGGGUUUGGGGUUAGUGCAACUAUUAUUCAACCAUCCAAAGUACAACCGCGCAUUUCCGAUAGCUUUUCUUUUGCACACAACUACUUAACCUCGUCGUCUGUGCGUACUCCGGUCCCGUAUUAGAGGUGACUAGGGGUUGUUUUUCUUCAGGUGGGGCUACGUAACCACAUCCGACCUUUAUAAACUUUCGGAAAUCUAUCAAGUUUCCUUGAACUACCCAUUGGAUAUCGCCAUAGAAUUCCGUGCAUUUUCCUGCGUUCCCAGUUAUGGAGCCAUUCCACGGCGAUUAAUACGUGUACAGUCAGCUGGCUCACAUUUGAAAAAAAACUCCUCAGUUCAUGCGGUCGACGCUUGCGUUCCAGCGUUGGAACGGUCUUCAGUGUCUGUCCGUGACUCCAAGUUCACGAAAUUCACCUCAUAAAUGCCCAGGCAGAUCUCUCAUAAAGGCAAAUAAGGCAAAAUAGUUGAUACCCAAAGGUAACUUUUAAACCGAUCUCCAUCCUUACCGAGCUCACUGAAAGUCCCCUCUUAGAUAUGGCAGAGUUAACCACUGUCUCGUUAUACCGCGUUGAUUGGGUUAGGGAUGUCUGAUGGGCCGGAGAGGAUAGAUGAAAAGCCUUAGGUCUAAGUGGGCAUAUCGAUCGACUCCCAAAUAAGAUCAAUUGUUCCGUAAAUCAGCGAGUGCUUUGUACACAGAAGUACCCCACACGUGCAACAUACCAGCAACAGAAGCGAAAAAAUUAUCGUACGCGCGGAGGCAGAGUAGGUGCACGCAAAAGUAACAAUCGGGAGAUGGUGGCGGGCCAACUUCGAUCAUUCACCUGUUCAAAUAAGGCUUUCUGUCGGCUAGUAUCGUACAUCCCGACCAGCCACCACCCAUAAAACCCCUAUUAUCACCUGUCCCGUAAGACAGGCUGCUUUGGUUAGGCGGAUUUUUUGGGUGCCAUCUCCCGAUUGUUGCCCAUGCAAAACGUCCAGUUUCUCUGCAAUGGUCAACUGUACAGGCAAAUAGACGGCGCGGAGUGAUGGGCUCACCGCUCGGCCCAUUUCUCGCAAAUGUCUUCAUGGAUAAAGUCGAGAUGACAAAUUUACAAGAGGUCUGCCUCCAGUUAAGUUCCUAAAUUCUGAUAACGAAAUUGUAAACCUCUGUGACUUCCACAACUCGAACUACCCGUUAGGCAUGGCAGUGGAAACGUUAAAAGAAUUGCUGACACUUUGCACGCAAAACGUUCGGCUUCUCUGCAAUGGCCAACCUUAGAGGCAAAGAGAUGGCGAAGCAAUGGGUUCACCGCUUGGUCCGUUCCUCGCAAAUUUUUUCUUGGCAAAGUCGAGAAGACAAGGUUAGAAGAUAUUAUUAGUGACAUUAGCUUCUACAGACCACCCAUACAGACGCUCUAGUCCAAAAGUUUGACAGUGAACCCCUCUCACUAAAGUUCUCUGCAGAGGUUAAGGCAGACAACGAAUUCGCGUUCCUCGAUGUUCUUCUGCAUAGACAAGAGGAUGGGUCUUUCCAACGUAGGGCAUUCCGAAAGAAAAACUGGACGGAUAAUGCGCUAAAUUUUACAGUUUUGUUCCCCUAAAUAUUAAACGCAAUUUGGUCCAGGGAUAGGCAAUUACAGUGCGGCAUAUCUGCUCUCCCGAUAUUGUUGGGGUAGAAGUCCAGCCGCUGCAGGAUAUACUCCACGAAAAUGGAUACCCAGAGAUAUUUAUCCUCCGAAAUAUAGGGGAGCGCACUGCAAAGCCUACCAUGGCAACUGCAGAAAAGAAGGACUUAUUUAUAAGACUGCUUUUUUAAGGUGACGCAGCAAGUGACCUAGUAAGAAGAAGUCUGAAGACAGCGAUCACUAGCGCUUUCCCCGUGGCGAACUUACGUGUAUGUUUCACUUACUCUCCCCUCCUACGCUUGGAAGGUAAAGACCGACUCCCGUUGCAGGCCACAUCGAUGUGCAUUUAUUCAUUCACUUGCUUCUGUGAAGCGGGACACAUUGGCCAUACAACGAGGCGCUUGGAAAAGAGAGUGCGUGAACACAUACCGGCCUGGCUAGGCAAAGGUGAGAAGAAAUCGAUCUCGACUUCUAUUCUCGCACAUCCUGUCGAUACGAAUCACCGAGUCGAUGCCAAAGAAGCCUUUCAGAAUAGGAUGAGUUUAUUCAGGAAAUCAGACGAGCAGAAUAAGUGGCGUCUUUAGCGCCAAUCCUUAGAGUUAACUCUGUGGUGCUGUGGGCAUCCGGCAGUUGCAUUGACAUGCUCGACAAGGCGCGCAGACCUGGCCUGAGUGACCAUGGUGACCGCCAACAAAGGUCCCCGCCACCGCCGGCUUCUCAUUUUCAGUUACGACAGAUUCCUGAAGAUGCUCUGCCGGGGCCAAAGUUCCCAUCACGGUUAAAAUUAGCAGGGUAAAGAGGACAGGCUGCAUUCUUUCACUACGAUUUGUUUCCCCAACAGUACAAAAAGACAGGCUUUUAUAAAGCCAGAACCACAGAAGUGGCUACAAUGUAACGCUUACGCGUGUUGACACUGGUGAGUAAACAGAAGAAUGACUGCCAACCCAUGCCCCGCCUAUCCGCCCCCUCCCCUCUUUGAAGUUCUCAGCUCGCAGGCUAAGUCGACUUUUCACAUCUGAACAGACGCAAGAACAUUAACUUUUGUCAGCUAAUUGCGUCAUUUAAAACAGGUGAUUUCGCUUUGUGAUGGAAGUUAAGUUCGCUUUAAUUGCUCCACCUGUGUAUGAUCUGAUUAUGUCUCGUUAUACAGAGGGCCGCGAGGGCACGAGACGAUGCCUUCGUGAGCUGCAAACCCUUGGGCUUGGUAUCGCAAGCGUUAAUUGCGGCACUAUUUGUUGAAAGAACUCAACUGCCUUACGAGAUGCAAUUUUAUUUUUGCUGUGUAAUUAGCACACGUGAUACGAGAGGGUACAGAGCAGCUCAGUCUGCGUAAUACAGGCAAAUACCGACCCGUCUAGACGUGUAGAGCUUUAAAUCUUUUAGGCCUCGCCCAUGGGUUUUCUGAAUACUUGAACGUCCCUCUCCCCCAGCGGUUUCAGAAGAUUUCGUCUGAUUUCCGUUUUCUGCACACGUCCUCGUCUUCUGCCAUAGUCACCAUAGCAGCACUUUUCAGGACGUUUAAUUGGCCAAUAGUCGGGACCUCUUAUUGACCAGUCUGCUUGCUUUAGAAUCGCUUUAUCCCAAUUUCCGUCUGUGAAUUAUCGCGGAAUAGGCCAGUGCAGGGGAUGACUUAAUGGUGCUUUGUGGAAAUUAGUAUCCCCGACCCCUCGCCCCCCACCCCCCCCCCCCAACCCCGCCUGAAUGAGGUCGCACUGUUACAUCAGAGCCCGCCUUGUAGUCGCAUUCGAGUGCGUGUGGUUGGUGCCACAGGAGGUGUCUGUCACGCGUAGACAAGAAUUCAACCGCGCCGGUUUGGCCUUUGUCCCCUACUGGAACAUAGUAACUCUGGCGAGAAGGAGUGCAAUGGGUGUCCCACAAGACGGUUCUUUGCUACUGGCCCAAUUCACGUACAAUUCUGGUCUGUCCUCCCGCGGAACAGUGGCAGUCGCCGUCACCUGAGGCAGAUAAACUGCCGACUUCAUUGGGCCACAGGCGAUUCCACCCAUUUUACGUGCCGCUCUGCGGCAGCUGGCGGGGCUCGAGAGUGAGUGAACCCCAAAACACGACGGGAUGAGGGAGUUCCGCAACGCUAUCGGUGAGCGCCCCUCUACGCCUGUAUGUGUUCGAUCGCAACCGACAGGUCAGCGAGCCCGUGGCUAGAGCGUUGGACUUCAGAUCAACAGAUCGCGAGUUCGAUCGUGGCUGUUUGAUGAUGGCAAACGAGCCAGAAAUAGUUAUUUCAGCCUCCUUCGUCCCCCUCAAUAUUGACACAAUUCUAGUCUGCUUUCCGGGAACAGAUGCGGUCCUUGUCAACUGAGAUGGGCAAACUACCGCCCUCGUGGUAACUGAUGCAUUCUACGGAGUGAUAGGGAUUCCACUAGGAUUGGAGCUGGGCAGGUUGUUAUCUGACAUUUUGUCGCAUGAGUGCGAACAGCUGACACUAUUGCCGAAAAACAACGACCCCAGUAAGUCUGUACUUUAAUACCCUAGAAAAACGCAUGAUGUGGUUUGAAAAUAUGACUAAUAUUUUAUUUCAAACGGUUAAUGUUAUUAACAACACUGCGUUCCCUACUGCUGAUUCCACUAAAUUUAUAUUGUUGUUCUUAUUCCUGUGGAAUUAUUGGAGGUAUUUACAACCUGUAGUAGGAAGCAGAAUAUAACAUUGCAAACCGUCAGGUUUGUCGUUCAAUACAUGAGUUCAAAACCUCCUUUAUCCUCCAUAGUUCAACCCACAAUAACUUUUAUGUAUGGAUAACAGUUAUCUAUGCCCUACAUGCCUUUUGGCUUACCUUAAGAUCAGUGCAAUAUGAAUUAAAGUACGCUGGGAGGUCUCUUAUUUGGUAACAGAAGUCUCCACCAUAUCUCAAUCAAACAUGCGCAAUGUGAACUGUUAGCAUCCAACAAGGACAUCUCACUACAAGAUAUUGGUUACAGAAGGGGGGGAUAGUGGAACAACCCGAGGGGGUAGAUGGUAAUCUCCAGAGACCAUGACUCUUGUUUUUCCCGUCAAUUUGAAACAUAGAGGCAUAAAAUGUAUCUGUAUCAAAGGCUACCCAGUACUACUUGGAACGAUCUUAUGCGCGAUUCGUUUUUGCGAGCUGCAAGUUGUCCAGGUAAGGCCUAUGUACGGCUUUAGGUUGCGCUAGCGGUAUGAAGACUGGGCACACACAAACAAAUGAUUACAUUUCGGUCGUCUAAAACAAAAUGGGCGUGAAGUUUUUGAGUUUAAAAAAAGUUGGUGCAUAUUUCGUGCCAGUGUUUGGUUUUGCUUAAGCAGAAUGCAAGUGAAUGUAUGUUAGUAAAAUUCCACAGAUAACUAGCUCGCCAACGCAGUUUCUGAAGUUAGACGUGUAGUUUGACAAGCCGUGCUCCGAGGGAUGGAUGCAUUUAGUAGUAGGUCAGCGAGCCCGUGGCUAGAGCGUUGGACUUCAGAUCAACAGAUCGCGAGUUCGAUCGUGGCUGUUUGAUGAUGGCAAACGAGCCAGAAAUAGUUAUUUCAGCCUCCUUCGUUCCCCUCAAUAUUGACACAAUUCUAGUCUGCUCUCCGGGAACAGAUGCGGUUCUUGUCAACUGAGAUGGGCAAACUACCGCCCUCAUGAUAACUGAUGCAUCCUAUGGAGUGAUAGGGAUUCCACUAGGAUCGGAGCUGGGUAGGUUGUUAUCUGACACUUUGUCGCAUGAGUGCGAACAGCUGACACCAUUGCCGAAAAACAGCGACCCCAGUAAGUCUGUACUUUAAUAUCCUAGAAAUGACUAAUAUUUUAUUUCAAACGGUUAAUGUCAUUAACAACACUGGCUUCCAUACUGCCGAUCUCCCUAAAUUUAUAUUGUUGCUCCCAUUCCUAUGGAAUUAUUGGAGGUAUUUACAACCUGUAGUGAGCAACAGAAUAUAACAUGGCAAACCGUCAUGUUUGUCUUUCAAGACAUGAGUUCAAAUCCUCCUUUAUCCACCAUAGUCCAACCCACAAUAUGUAUGGAUUACAAUUACCUACGCCCUAAUGUAUUAUGACUUACCUUAAGACCAAUGAAAUAUGAAUUAAAGUACCCUGGGAGGUUUCUUAGUGGGUAUCAGAAGUCUCUAGCAUAACUUAAUCAACCAUGCGAACUGUUAGCAUCUAACAAGGAUAUUUAACAAGAAGAAAUUGGUUACAGAAGGGGAGGAAUAGUAGAACAACCCUAGGGGAUAAAUAGUAAUCCCCGGAGGUCAUUGCUCUUGGUUUUCCCGUCGAUUUGAAACAUUCAGUCAUAAAAUUCAUCUGUAUCAAAUGCUACCCAGGACUACCUGGUACGAUCUUACGUUUGAUUGGUUUUUGCUAGUUGCAAGUUGUCCAUGUGAGGCCUAUGUACGGCUUUAGGUAAUGCUAGCGGCAUUGAAGACUGGGCACACAUAAGCAAAUGACCACAUUUCAGUCGUGUCAAACGAAACGGGCGUGAGGUUUUUUGCGUUAAAAAAAUCUUGGGGCAUAUAGCGUGCCAGUGUUUGGUUUUGCUUAAGCAAACUGCAAGUGUAAAUGUAACUUCAAUGUACGUUAGUAAAAUCCAAUCGAUAAAUAGCUCGCCAACGCAGUGUCUGAAGUUAGACGUGUAGUUUGACAAGCCGUGCUCGGAGGGAUGGAUGCAUUUGGUAGAAAGCAAUAUGUUUAUCGUCCUUGAGUAAUAUGCUCGGUACAAACCAACGUGUCUAAUACCUAUCACCUUAGGAGGCCUUAUACUUAAAAAUCACACCAACAAAAUGGCUGGGGUGAUGAGAGCAUUAUAAUAGGGACUUUCACGGGUUCUCUCAGUGGCACAGUAAAUUGACACCUUUUGGAAAGAGGCGUUGUCAGUCAUUUGGAUAACCGCUUUGGGGUUUAUUCUUUUUUGCCAAAUGUCACCUAAAAUGUUGGUAAUUGAGUUCGCCGAUUAAGCAGUCGACGUAAUAAUCGCAGCCACUUGCGUGAUAUGCAGCGUGUCUGGUAACGUGCGCAAACUCUGCAAAUUUGAUUACUUUGUAAAGGGAAAUAACGCAACUUGAUGGAAAACAUCUAGCAUCUAAAGAAUAUCCGUCUGCGAAGAGCCACUGUCAAAAGAUUUCGCUAACUGAUUCAUCUAAACUAAGCCAUGUCAAAUAAUGUCCUUUCCGAAAGCCCUCAUUAUCGAAUUUUGACUGUUCCUUUGCCGUUAUGCAACAUUUGGUUGCAUUCAUCCCCGUACUGAUGUAAUGACGGCCUUCUUCUGUCAUAUUAUCGCUCAUAUUUUACAGUUUCCUUUCAACCUGUACUUCAGUCAGCUGUUUCUCUUACUGACACGCAAUUAUGCCUCCCAUAAAUUACUAGUUUUGUAAGGAAGAAGACUGGUCGAGAAACGGGACAUUUUGUUUAUUGUUCUGGGCUUUCAAACUCGUGCAGUAGUCCACAGCGGGUAAGAUCGCAGUUGGUAGCCAGGCACUGUAAAUUGAUAGUGUCGACGUAUUUACUUGUUAUCAGUAGGUGUGUUUACCUUGUCUAGAGAAGUAGUUAUCAGUACGUGUGCUUCUACUGCAUGAGGUAGGUCAACGGUUUCGGUCAGGCUAUUGGGUUUAGUGAGGGUUACGGUUAGGCGUAGGUUAGGUUUGAGGAUUAGGAUUUGCGUUAUAUGGUCCGGCUUCAGUGUUAGGAUUAGGGUUUAGGCUUAUGAUUAUGGUUUGGCUUUAGAGUUGGGUUUCGGCUUCAGUGUUAGGGUUAGCGGUUAACAAAUAAUGGUUAACGGUUAAGGUAAGGGUUACAGUUAAGGCUAGGGUUAUGGUUAAGGUUAGGUUUAAGGUUAAGGUCACAGUCAUGGUUAGGGUUAUGGUAAAGAUUAAGGUUAGGAUUACGGUGAAAGUCACGGCUAAGGUUAGGGCGAAGUUUAAGCUAAGGGUUAAUGUUGAGGUUAGGGUCAAGGUUAAGGUUGGGGUUUAGGUUUAGGUUAGGGCUUAGUUUUUAGGUUAGCGUAUGGGUUACGGUUAGACUUAGUUUUUUUUCCAGAAAGCUUUUAGUAUCUUAGAGUUAGGUUUUCCGUAUGAGGUUUCGUUGGGAUUUGACUUUACGGCUUACCUUACAAAAUCUUCCCUACACUUCUUUCGGUAACUAUUUAUUCGCAGAAACUCCAACAUUCCUCCACCAGCACUUUCACUUGCUCCACCCAUAUAACCCCCUUUCCCGCCAUUCCCGUAAGACAGGGACCUCGCUGUCUGCCUCCCUAUUCCUGGCCCCCAACUGCGAUCUCACCUUCCAGCGUCAGAGAGAGAUUAGCAAGAACAGAACGAGAGACACUUAUUGGGGGCUGGACAAUCAUUGAUCGAUGCCGCAGGACCAGAGGUGACUGCGCAGGGCUAUGUAUGUCGACGCCAGAUCGAUAAAUCGGUUGACGGAGUCCUCAUCCGAGUUCCAGGCCUUAAACGACUUUCGGCAUCUUUUGUUUCCGACGUGGGCGAUUAUUUUGGAAGCUGCAGCGUUAAAAACAUGACCCAUUUCGUGGGUGUGGGCAACCACACGCGAUAGUUCAUCGUGACCUUGCUGCGCAUGGUGGCUUUGGGCCAGUGUGCGAUUCUAACACCUUGUUCCACGGCAGUGCGUCGGUCGCUUCUGAAACGUCCUUAAUGUGUGGCAGAGAACGCCAUGUCCCUUGUUUCACAUCGCUGGACGAUUAAUUUGUCAGAUUACUAUCAUCUUAGUAGGUCCUGAUUAGAGUACGUAAACUGUUAUCGCCUGAGAGCACUAGGAAUGCGUGCAAUAUCUGCUGUUUUAGAUUUCCCAGAGUCAAAGAUCCCUACAAUUAGCAAUGUGUGGUGUAGAACUGUUCCAUUACGCGCAGUGGCACACCAUCUUAUUUCAAGCGCAAACGACGAUCUGUGGAGAUACAAGUUCUUCAUCCGCCGCAUCUGGCGUCCCAUCUAAGUAUCUAGAGUUGAGAAAGGGAAAUAAAUCCUGAAAAUGUUUUUUUCCGACAACGAUGGAAGUACGGACACUCCUUCCUAUCAAUGUUUCAAAGUAUCUCUGUACAUAUCCGUACAAUAUCCCGCUGGUUUUUAAGCUUCUCAUCAAGGGGAAUAUAUCGAGCUUACGAUGUCUCACAUGUGAGGUCUUUUAAAUUGUUCAGUUUGUUUACUCAUGAGGAUGUUUACAGCGCAUGCAUAGACAUUAGUCCUUACUGUAUUCUACCGAGAAGACAUGUCGGGUAUAUGUCAGUUUGUCUAUCAGUCCGCCAGAGCGGUACAAUGGUUUCCUGGGGUUCCAAAAUGCCGUUACCUCAAUCCCCCUCAAUCCCAUGUCAGCCAGCAGGUAUUAGUAUUCUGAUGCGAAAGGUUUAUAAGAGUUGGGACGGUAUCUGUGCAUUUGAUAGGUGUAACCUGAUAAAGUUUGCAGUUCGCAAGAUCUGAUCUAGAGUCGAUUUGUAAUCUACUAGAAGCGUUUUGCUGACUAAUGUCUUUCUGGUAAAAAAUCAGUAUGAAGAUUUUGCGUCUGGUUGAUUCCUAGUUUAACAGAGCUUUCUCCGUACCCUAAAAAAUAAGGUUCUGACCAUCAUACAGUUGGCAGACGAAAGCAGUAUUUGAUCCUACCUCGUCGUCAGUCAGUAUAGCACGUAAUAUGAUACUACCUGCAUAUAUACUGACAAUAAAAUUUGCUUUCCAAGGUGUGACUAAUUAAGCCUUCCCUGUUGCGCUUGACUACAGGAUUUGGAUUUGCCGAUAGUGGAUGUUAUUUUGUUUUACCAGGGACCAUAAUGACAAAAAAACCGGCAAGGCUAUGGCUUAUGGCCGGGGUUACUUACUUCUGGGAGCCCUUGCGUUGAGCAAAAGACCUUGACAUCUAGGAAAUUCGUGGUAUCACAAAUUUUGAUCUCCCUUAUUGUCACCAGUUGAAAGGGUACACUAUUUUUGCCAGUUCAUGGUAACAGUAAAUUGAUUAAUUGUCCCAUUGCUGGCACUGUUAAAAUGGUUUUGGAUCGUCAUAUGUUUGCUCCGAUGACCACCUUAAAACUUUUAUUCCAUUCUCACGCAGCAGCCACCGCGAGGUCUUUUUAGGCUUUUCUCUGACACGUACAAAUAAAUAUCCCAGUUAUUUUCUUCUCGCAAAAUUGCUUCCGGAGUAAGUAACCCCAGCCAUAAACCAUACCCUUGCCGAAAACCUCCCACCGUAGUUAGUACACACAGGAUGAGAUGCCUCGUAAUCUUCAGUGCAUCUGAAACGGGGCCUCCAACAGCAACUGCAGGGACACCAUUCAGCCCAUUGUUCAACAUAUGAAUGUGGUGGUUCAGGUGUUGAUGUCAAACCAGAGAGAAAACUCGGAUGACCCGCAUGUCUGUUAAUACUCAUGUUCCCGAUAUGUAAGUAUAGUACGUGGGUUAACUCAUGAAAUGUCGGCCGAAAUUCCGAAACGCGUUUUUGUUUUGAAAAAUAGUCAACCUGCAAAAUAAUUCUAUAAUAUUUCAGUUACCUCAAGAUGCCGGCUUUCGUAUAAACUUCCUUUCGGCUGCAUACAAAAACUACACUCUGUAAAAAAUGACUAUUUACGUAGCAUGAAUUUUUCUCAUUGAUUUUAAUGCUCUUUAAAAUUUAAUUAUAUUUCAUGGAAAACAUGUAUAAAAUAUUUAUCCUUUUGCUUAUUCGGUAGAAAAUUACGUCUUCUUUCAAUCUUAUACUCAAAGCAAGGGUAUAAUUCGGAGUUCAACAACUUUUCUAAUUCCCAAAUAAUUUUUAGCCCCCUCCAUCGUUACACUUGCAUUCAGGGUUUCCAAACUACAAGCGUAUAUUUUCCGCCUACGAAAAACCACACAUUUCUCUACGGUAAUAAAGGGGGAUCAUAUAGGGUUCUUAAAAUUUAACAGUGGAUUUGAUUCAUAUAGUUAACUUUACAAGAUACAUUGAUAAAUGCAGAGACAUGACGAUUUGUGAACGGCCAUUUCACGGUAUUUAAAAGUCCCACGAUCAGAAAUUUAUUGAACCGAAUUUUGUCCUUCCUUCAAGUAUAAAAUUAAAAGAAGACGUACUUAUCUGCCGAAUGAGUGAAAGAAUGAAUAUUUUUAUGCAUCUUUUCCAUGAAACAUAAUUGGAAUUUUGAUGCUAUCGAAAAUCAAUGAGAAAAAGUCAUGUUAUUUAGGUAGCCAUUUUUUACAGAGUGUAGUUUUGCAUGCAGCCGGAAGGAAGUUUGUUAGAAAGCAGGCAUCCUGAGAUAACUAAACUGUUAUAUAAUUAUGUUGCAGGCCGACUGUUUUCCAGUUAUACUUAAUUAAUCUUUUCGAAUCGAAGACGCAUUUCGCAAUUUCGGUUGACAUUUCAUGAGUUAGCUCGCCUACUGUAGUACUAUCCCGGAUCUGCAAAUGAACGUUCACUAGAAAAAUUUGAACAUUAAACUGGAACUUCUACAAAAAAUGCUAAAGUUGUACUCCAUUAGUGUCACCUAUCCCGUCAUGCGUGUAAGGCCGAAAGCGAUGGUUGAUUGUUUUGAUUGCUGCAGACCACGGGCCCCAACCUUCUUCGUGCCCUGCAUCCCUUAAAACAGUUUCUCAAAAACAAAAACAAAUUUAUAUAACCAAAUUUUAAUAAAUAACAAAAAUAAUGCUUUUUAAUUCUUGUUUGUUGGAUAACAAUUUUUUUACACCGUGCUAUCUAAUUGCAGUUACCAAGUCACAUAUCUGCUUGUGCAUCCAAACCAUUUCUGGAUUUUGUUUUAAUUGAAAAAAGGGCACAAAAUCCACAUUCGCAUAAGUAUGCCUUCGACGACUAUAUGAUCACAGUUAGUCCCCAUUCACCAAAAUUCGGAAGCCUUCUCAUUGCAAAAAUCGAUAUUGCGCCAAAGUAUUGCCUUCAAGCUGCAUUUCAAUUGCAGGAUUUGUGAGCUGCCCUAAAAGACCUUUCGUUAAUUUCUCAUCACUCAACAUUCUAUCCAAAUUGAAAUAGUAUGGGUUUGUAAUCCAUGUUUACACACUUUUCAGUUCUUUGUCUUUAAAAUAAUCAUCAAAUAACUUUGAUAAUAUUUUCAAAUGACUUAAAAUUGCGUCACACACAAGUUGAAUUAGAGAAUCAUUCAUAUCAAACAUUUUUUCAAGUGACUGAAAAUUAAAAACGCUGCCCAUCCUACCCCGUCGAUACCAAAAUUGUUGCUUCCUUUUAAAAUCAUUUGUCUUCUCACAAAAUGUCAAUACGUUUGCAUUUUCCCCGUUAGAUAGAUACACUCAAGUCAUUCAUUCGAGUAAAAACUCAUUUGGAUAGGCUAACAUUUGGUUGAAUUCUGGAAAUUUCAUUUCUCCUACCAAAUCAUAGUCUCAUUCCUUUAGAAUUGCUUUGAUUCCUUCCCGUAGUUCAAAAACGCGUUAAGUCAUUCCCACAUGACAGCCAGCGGACUUUCGUAUGGAAAACCAGGGCUGAAUGUUAACUUCCAAAUUCUUCACAAAACACUUAGGGGGGAGGGAGGGAGCGGCGAUUCAGAGCGCGACCCCUUAUCUACCUUAUGUUCUUCACUUAAGUAUCGGUGACUUUUUUCAUCUUUAGUUAUAAAACCUAAGUUAGAGAGGAUUUCUUGAGGGUCACAUCGGACUCCUUUAGCUUCCAGUGAUUUACCAGCGUGGCCUGCAAAAUCUGCAUCACCACGGCGGCUAUUGAAAUAUCCCAGCAGUUUAAAGGGCUUCAGAUUUUUGUUUGAAAAGACAUACAUUGAGGUUUUUGCACAACAUCAGUUGUUUCGGUGCAAGUGAGACCAAACUUCACACAAUCAUUACUUAGUGUCCUUUUCUUUGAAAUCAUGAAGCGUUGAUAAUAAUGGAAGAUAUAUAAUCUAAAUGUAUGGAUCAAGUCGACAAAAAGAAAAACAGCAUUUGGUAGGAAAUGUAACGUAAGUAUACUCAAUAUUUAUUGGAAAUAAAGUUAAAAUGAGUUAACUAGCGUGUAAGAAGUAACUAUCGUACAUGACGCUGCAAAAUGCGACCGAUGUUAACAAAAUGCACGGCAAAUCUGUCAUGGGAGCAUGCGAGAGCAAUCUCUCCCGCACGCACACCUAUGUCCCGUGAAUAAGUUGCGAACAAUUGUUUGAGUUAUUUCAAACAAACAAUUUAAAUACCAUGUUGCACCCCUGAUUGGAACCCCUGCUGUACACAUACAGAAUGAAUCCAUAACUGCCAGCUAGUAACCCCGGCCAAUUGGCUUAUUUGUGAUUGAAGGGGGGUUAGCAAUGCUGAUUUCACGCAACCACUUAGCAUCUUUGGUGUUCGCAUAAAGGUAUCAGUACGUGCAUCAGCCGCCCUACCUCAUGAAAUUCUCAACUGUGUUUUUUUUAUCAGAAAGGAUUACAUAGCUGAGGUUGCAAUAUCGAUUACCGUUCAGCAUAAUCCUAUAAUUUUCCGGUCAUAGCAGGAUGUUGGUUUUGGGUGCACUUCUCUGAGGCCACCGGCAAAAAUCGCGCUUGGCAGUUGGGUCGAGAGGAAUUGUUAAAAUCGGCCAAAAUACCUAUUACUUACGAGAGUCUGGUUGUCAUCUGGUUGACUCUAGGUUGAUUACUUUGAAAAUCCAUCUUGGGCGGUCAGCUAACUGGGUAAAGCUUGGUGGAUUCCAGGCGUUUCAGUAGGCUGGGUGGGAAAACUGGACCCAAAUGUAACUAAAUUCACGGCUCUCGGUGGCCCCUCGUAACACAGUUGGCUGGAGCGUUGGCUAUACUAAAGCUUUCCUCCUACUGUCAUGGGUUCGAAUCCCACCGAGGUUGAGGAUUUCUUCACAACUAGGUCAAAAUGAAAAAUGAAUUCGUAAGUAGUACGGGUAACGGUGGGGGUGUAGGGCUCAAAAGUAGACGGCAACUACAAAAAUAUAAACUAAAAUUAAGUGUGAUUGUUAACACUACUUAUUAUCUAUCGUUCCCAUUGUUUGAAAUCUUCUUUCUUUUUUGGGUAAAUGUAAAAUUAGCAGCGGCGCCUUAGUCAAAGCCGGUUAUUUUUUGCAAAUUGCGUUUUGCUUAUUUUUUUAGUUUUUUUGCACUCCUUUUAUCCGCCAAAUGGCAGCGUACAAUGAGAUUGCUGGCAGAAAUUCAUCUAUUUUUUAUGUCUUCUGGCUCUCCACCCUGUGCGUUGUCCCAGUCCUAAAACUCCCUCUACCACCGUUCAAUGCAUGGCAGUGUCCAUGGGAUAGUUCGAGUUAGUAGUGCGUACUAAACCCUAUCGUUGCCGUAGAAAGAAGUUCGUCCUUCGGUUUUCAACGCACUUGGAAAUUCGAAUACAUUUCAUAAGAAACAGGCAAAAAAAAUAUUAAAUCUUGCACAUGUUUGGUGACGAGUUAGGUGGUUUUCAAGUCUUGUACUUUGAUUUCAAAAAAGCUUAUAAUUAUGAAAGUUUUUAAGACCACGACAUGUCCACUAACUAAGCAUCAUGUCUGUUCGUUUGUUAACGCUGCUUAUGACGUAUGGAAAACCUUCUGAACCCUAUAUGGCAUCUCCUUAAUGAUUUAGAGAAAGACAUCGUUUUUCUUACACAAAAUAUAGUUUGGAAACUUUAGAUGCAGGUGCAGGUCGGGUUAAUAAUUAACCGGAAAUUUAAACAAUUUUUAAAGCCCAAAAGCACCCUUUCCUUAAGUGUAAAAAUGUGAAAAGACGCACUCUGCUACCAAAUGCGUAGGGGAGAGAAUUUUUACUAUACAUUUUUUCUAUGAAAUUUAUUUGAAUCCGCAAAUACAUCGAAAACCAAUGGACAAAACUUGUGCUACUUAAAUAGCUAUUUUUACUGAGUGUAGCUCUUGCAGGCCGCCGAAGAGAAUCUCAUUCAAAAUCCGGCAUCCUAGCGUAACUGAAAGAUUUAGGGAUUACUUUGAAUGCUAAUCAUUAUCGCAACCCCAGUGAAGCAGUCCUUUGUAAUCGAAACUGCAUUUCAGAAUUUUAGCUGACAUUUUAUGCGGCAGAUCAAAUAUUAUCCCCGAGGAUCUACGUAUGUCUGCGAAAUAAUUCUGAAUAACCGUACAUGUGAGGUCGUGUCAGUGUUCCCUAACGAUCCAGCUCUUUGCUCAGCCUAACCAAGAAUGGCAAACGUCGUCUUGUACUGCUGUGAAGCGGACACGCAAACAAUUUCGAAGAAAUAGAAGUAUUUAGGAGACGGGGAUGAGGCAUACGCCAAGUCCAACAAUACUACACAUCACAUAACAAAAUUGAUAAAAUAAAGGAACGAAUGAUGUUUGGGCCUACUUUUGAUGUGGGUAAUAUUAGCAAAUCACUCUCAUCCCUAGACUAUGAUGGAAUGUUUUCGUUACUAUCCCAAGGUUUACUUUUGCUCCUUUAGAAUGGUCAUCUAAAACCCGGCGAUUUGAUUAUAAGAGUGGCUGAUGUCCCCGUGCGCGGAAUGGGUCCUGAUCAGGUUGCCCGUCUUCUGCGGCAAUCCAUCAUUGCGAACAUGGUCAACUCAACAGCCCCCGACAAUUCCGAUGUUGCCAGCUCUCUGGAGGGCAGUAGUCAUUUCACUCAGGACACACCCAGCACCUCUUCCGGGCCACACUCCAUGAGUCCGACAGUGGCAUCAACCAUCACCUGCGCAGUCUUCCCACUCCGAUUGGUCGUGGCAAGGGCAGCGAUGGGCCAUCCAGCUGACCUGGCAGCAAUCCUAGCCCAACAGGAGGAACUUGUCAAAAACCAACAGUUUAUCGGUCCCUCCUGGUAGGUCUUUAGUCGCCUAGGGUAGUUCAUUCUGAGCUAGUCUUAGUUAGACGGAAACAGUCCAGAUCGCAUGGACAGGAAUGAGCAACAGCAGUAGACAUGUUUAAGUUGAACUGCUGCACAAACUGCAAAAGCAGCUGGUGCCUUCGAAGAAGGGCUCAUAGUAGAGUGAGUGACCGAUCUCAUGAAAUGUUGACUGAAAUUCUGAAAUGCGUUUUCGAUUAGGAAAGAUUACUUGAUCGCGGUUGUAAUACUGAUUAUCUUGUGGCAUACUCUUAUAACAUUUCGGACUCGGCAGGAUGUCGGCUUUUAAAUGCACUUCUUUUCAAUCUCCCGUAGAAAGCGUGCCCGGUAAAAAAUGACUACUUAAGUAACAAGCAUUUUUCCCAUUGAUUUUCGAUGGUCUUGCAAAUUCAAAUAUAUUUUAUAGAAACCAUAAACAAAAAUAUGCUUUCUUUUAAUCAAUCAAUAGAGAAUCACGUCUUCUUUAUAUUUUAUACUUAGGGAAGGAGUAAAAUUAGGUUUUAAAACAAGUUUUCUAAUUGCCGGAUCAUUUGGAGCCUGAUCAUUCGUUGCAUUAGCGCUUAGUGAUUUCACUCUACAAGACGCAUGCGUUCCGCGUAAAGAAAAUCCCAUAUUUUUCUAUGUCAUUAAAGAGAUAUCAUACUGAGUCCAUAAAAUUUUGCAAUGGACGCGGACCAUGUUGUACAUUUCAUGAGGAGCAGUGGUAAACGGCCAGGUACGAUGCUAUGUGUAUGGACAUUUCGCGGUCUUAAAGUCUCAUAAUUAGACACUUUUUAAAACCGCAAUUUACUCCUUCCUUAAGUGUAAAAUAUAAAUAAGACGUGAUUCUCUAUUGAUUGACAAAAAGAAAGCAUAUUUGUGUUUAUGGUUUCUAUAAAGUAUAUUUGAAUUUGCAAGACCAUCGAAAAUCAAUGGAAAAAAUGCAUGCUACUUAAGUAGUCAUUUUUUAUCGAGCACGCUUUCUACAGGAGAUUGAAAAGAAGUACAUUUAAAAACCGACAUCCUGCCGAGUCCGAAAUGUAAUAAGAGUAUGCCUUAUGAUAAUCAGUAUUACAACCGCGACCAAGUAAUCCUUCCUGAUCGAAAACACAUUUCAGAAUUUCAGUCAACAUUUCAUGAGAUCGGUCACUCACUGUAGAUUUCGCAUUCCUGCCGAUUUAUGAUGAGGUCUCAUUCAAGAUUUUUAAUUGUUAUCCUUUGCAGUAUCAUUCCCAGUGGGGCACUUGAUGAGUCCCUGGACCAUCUGAUUCGUCUGAUGCUACCAAUGUCUGAUCUGGAGGCUCUGUGUGCGCUCUGCGAUGAGCAGAGCGAACGAAACUUCGAUGCGGCCGGUAGACAGGAACCAGUCGAUGCUGCACAGGCAUCCGGCAUUCAUCCGACCGUAGACAGUCCGUACGACCUCGUGGAGACCGAAAGGCCUACGUGUAGCCCUCCGCCUCUGCUUGGUGACGAUGGCUCCUCUUCACCGGCAACUAACUUGCAAGUACGUGCUUAUGUUAGCUUGAUUGUGCAUUUGCGUUUACGUACGACCGCUUAUUCGUGAGAGAUGUUGAAAUGUCAUUUAGGGCUGUUUCGUGGAACGGAGUUCUCCGGUGGAGUACAUACCCAAAGGACUGUAUGCGGACGCACCAACGCUUGAGAACAUUUUGUUCCUGCAAUAUACCCUAGGUGUGCUGACUCAUGAAAUGUGGACCGAAAUUCUGAAAUGCGUUUUCGACCCGAAAAAGAUUACUUAGGUAGAUCUUCCAAAUUAAUCAUCUUGCAGCACGAUUCUGUAAUUAUUCAGUUACAGCGGGAUGCCGGCUUUCGAAGAAACUUCUUUCCUGCCGCAUGCAAUAACCAUACUAUGUAAAAAAUGACUACCUAAUUAGUAUACAUUUUUCUCCUUGAUUUUCAAUGCCCUAAAAUUCAGUUAUACUUCUUGGAAAACAUUUAAAGAUAUUCAUUCUUCUGUUCAUUUGGCAUAAAAUUAUGCUUCUUUCAAUUUUAUACUCAAACGAAGAGUAUAAUUCGGCUAUCAAGAACUUUGUCAACUCCUGAAUAAUUUUUAACCCGAUUUGCCGUUACGCUUAUAUUUAGGGUUUCCAAACUACAAGCCGUGUAUUUUCCGCGUACGGAAAACCAUAAAUUUCUCUACGGUAUUUAGAGGAGACCAUGUGGGUUUCAUAAAAGUUGGCAGUAGAUUUGAGCCAUAUAGUGAAUUUUACGAGCAUUAUCAGCAAAUGCAGAGACAAGAUAUUUUAUGGACGACAUUUCACAAUAUUAAAAAAUCUCAUAAUAAUGGACACUUUUUAAAAACCAAAUUAAACCCUUCGUCUGGGUAUAAAGUUGGAAGAAAAUGCUGGUUUCUACCUAACGAAUAAAAGAAUGAAUUUUUUUGUGCAUGUUUUCGAUGAGAAAAAACUGGAUUUUAAGGACAUCUAAAUCAAUGAAAAAUGCAUGCUACGGAAGUAAUCAUUUUUACAGAGAAGAGUUUAUGCAUGCAGCCGAAAAUAAGUGCGUUCGAAAGCCGGCAAUCUGGGGUAACUGAAUGAUAACAGAAUUAUGCUGCAUGAUGGUUAGUUUUACCAUCCUACUUAAUUAAUAUUUUCGAAACGAAAACGUACUUCAGAAUUUCGGUUCAAAUCCCAUGAGUUAGCACACCUACUAUACGUCUACUGACGCAUUCGUUGUGUUAUCCGUUCAAGGGGUAUUGACUUGCCUAUGUUAGGGGUUAUUUGAUUUUCGACUUCGUAAAACGGAUAACGCAUGUGGAAAAUUUUUCUUAAAUUAAUAUACAAAGCGAACAGUGAUAAUACAUGCUAUACCAUUACCACAUUCUACGCUACAAUUCCUGCUAGUACAUCCGGCCGUCCUAAGGGCUGAAUCAGAUAGUGACGAACGGAGUCAUAGUCCAGUCCGAGGGGUUCUUUGUCUUCUAUUCUAGCAUAGUUUAUUAAUGCUGCUGUCCUUUUCGUAGAAUAGUUAGCGCUGGUACGUUUCUUGCGUUGAUCACCCUAUAGGGACCGGGAUCGACUGGACAACCUCUCGAAAUCACUGCUGUCCAGUCCAUCUGCCAUGCGUCAGUGGAGAUUUCGACAGAUGGAUCAGUUCAGCCCACUCCUCCGAAAAUAAUUAACUGAAAGUAAUUUACUUGUCUGCACAGGGUGAUCUGCGCAAGAAACGUACCCAGGCUAUCUUUCCUGCGAAAACCUGCAGUGUCAUUAAUCAACUUUGCUUAAAAAAAUACAAGACGAACGACAAGUCGGCGUGGACCACGGCCUUGUCCACCCCAGUCUCAUCCAACCCCUAGGACGCGGACACCUGCCAGCAGGGAUAAACAGGAAGUUAAGCAGAAUUUGCAAGCAAAUUCAUCCUUAUGAGCAGGUGCACUGAGGCAGGGAAAUAGGGUUAAUUUGCUACUGGCUUCUGACUGACCUUGAAUGCUUCCAAUGCGCGUCAUCUAGCUCCGAGUCCCGCUGAAUGACAGCCUCCAUCACGGUUAGUAGGCAUGCAGUUGGGAAAGCUUUCAGUUCUCUGCAUGAGUAAUUACCUGAGCAGUGAUGCAUAAAGGUAUGGAUAGGCUGGAGGCAAAACCUGACGUAUUAUAUCCUCGUUCUUUAUUGGUAGUCCGAUGAACUAGCUCAUGCACUAGUAAACGCUCCCGUGAGUUGAUCAAUUUGAUUUAUCAAACUUGUCUGGAGUAUUCAUCUUGACCCAACUGUGAAAGACUCGGCGCCGAGUUUUCCACAGUUGGGUCAAUAGGAAUUAUUCAAAAUCUGCCAAAAUAUCUAUGAAUUACCUGAGCGUGGUAGACAUCUGGUGGAUUCCAGGUGAAUUACUUAGGAAAUCCUGCUUAUGCAGUCAACGUACUCUAUCAGAUUUGGUGGAUUCCAGACGUUGCAGUAGGUUGGGCUUAACUUGACCCCAAUGUGAUUAUAUUCGCGUCGUCCGGUGGGGCCUCGUAACUGAAGUGGUUAGAGCGCUGGCUGUACUUAAGCCAUCCCCAUACUGCGUGGGUUCGGAUCCCAUCGAGGCGCCGAGUUUUUCACAGUUUGGCCAAUAUUAAUUAUUCAAAAUCUGCCAAAAUAUCUAUGAAUUAGCUGGAGUACCAUGUUAUAUCUUAUUCCUUCGAUAGGGUAUAUAUGAAAACACGUAAAGCUCGAAUCUUUGGAUAAGAUAUAUUUUUCUCGCCUAAUACUUCCGAAUUUGCUAAUGUCUGAAAUUCGUCCUGCAGUGCCAAAUGGCACGAGCAGGUUUAAGUCAAACGCUGUCUAAGAUGCACUCGUUUAUCGCAUGUUUCUCCAAUGUAGGACCAGACCAAAUGCUCAAACUCGAACAUUCAGCAUCCCCUUUUGGCCUCCGAGGACGAAUGUCUAAAUGGUAAGAGCAUGGGAAAGUUAAAAAAUAGAGAGGCUAGGCGUAUUUUAUUGGCAGUAUUAGCGUUGACAUAUUUAGAUGACACGCUGUGUCCGUUCGCAGCCAUAUUAUGAAGCUGAGCGCAGUUUAUAUCACCCCAACAUACCUGUUUUAACUCGAGUACAUGUGAACCUUGGAAUUUCAUGUCGUACUCGAACAGUUAGUUGACUCAAACAGUUUAAUGUCCGCACCAAGUAUCCACAAAAAGGCGAACUCGGGUUUCUUUGUCGUGGUUAGAUGCGCACGUCGACUGCAGACUGGUUUUAUUCUUUCAGAAAAUCUACCAGAACAGGACUGGAUCCAGUCUCCCCGAAUUGGCCUGAGAGAAAAUGUCUCGCUGACGGCCAGCGGAAGUCGCGAAUUCUCUGUGGUAUUGAAAAAGCCAACGGGGAAGCCGGAAACUAGCCUGGGAAUCAAAAUAAUCGGCUAUGUCUGCAACAGACCGGAAGAGAAGGGAAAAGGUGAGGCAGGCAUUACUGGGUAAUUAAUUGACUCUUAUCUGCCAUCUCGUUGGCUCUUUUUAAAACUUGAACAACGCCUUAAUUCCGUCGCUUGUUUCAGCUCUCACUGGAAUCUUCGUGAAGGAGGUGUUACCAAAUGGGCUUGCCAGUCGCUGCGGCAAAAUCAGAGUGCAUGAUCAAAUAACAAAGGUAGGCAGGUAUAGUGUAUUUUGACUAAAUUACCAGUGAUAUCGUCUCGUUGCAGUGAUGUUCUCAUUGAAAUACAUUCUAUGAAGGAUUUAGCCCUAAGUUAAUGUUAAACCGCAACGCUCAGGUCUUAUAGGUCUGGCGGUUCCAAGCCUUGAACUUUUAGUAUUUGACCAAGCAUCUAGAGGGUAUUAACUGCUAAUACUAUCAUUUGGAAAUAUGCAACGACCAACGUGACAUUGGGCGUAACGGAAUCCCAUAUCUGCGACAGGUGGCUUGCAGUCUUUUUGGCCUCUAAAAAGGGCAAAAAUCUAAUUAAGUAUGCGUCGUUUUCUUCUUGGUUUUAGGUCAAUGGAAUUAGUUUGAUAUCGCUGAGCAAUAGGGAGGCUGCAUCGCUCCUGAAGUCUGCUGGGCCAGUUGUUCGUCUUACUUUCCUGAGGCACGCCUGCGGAAGCCUGUUUGAACAAUUAAAACGAGUUGGUGAGUACGUUGACAUCAGUGGUCUUUUUUUGACUGCAAACUCUCUUCCCAAGACGCCAGACGAGUCUUAAAAUGUGCUUCAAUGCAAAAGACGGUGAUCUAUGAGUGCGCCGAAAAUUCUAGUGAGCAGCUUUUAACGCAGAGCGGCACAUGCGGAGCCCCGCUGGCAGUCAAGACACAAUGAAAAAUCGUAAUGUUUUAUUUACAGGACAAUAUUAUUAAUUUUAUUCUAAGGAAGAAAGUUCAAAAAGUAAAGAUUGUUGUUUUUCUGAGACAUUUUGAGACCGAAUGUAGUCUAGAGCGAGUAGGCGGGAUUUAUAAAUCAACCUAGUGUCCGCUAAAUACAUAAAUCUUCUCUCGUUUCUAAUUAUGAAUUUAAACGUUGUAUAGGCCACAGUUCCGCAUUGUCAACUCGAAGGCACUUUUGGAUGAAGAAUGUCCUCAAUUUAUGCCAAGAUACCCAAAAAUUCGUUAAAGAUCUAUUGCAUACAUAAAGGAUAGCCAACGAAACUUAUUUCACCAAGACUCCCGAUCGCCAGAUUAUCAGAACUUAUAGGAAAUGUUUCCAGCCGCAAAACGAUCAAGGAAAAAUAGUGCUCUGUCAUGCUUUAAUGCUCCUAUGUCGAGCAAUACAAUUAAUCACGAAGGAGUAGUACUGGCUAAGACGAGAAAAGCUUAAACUGCAAAUUCAGACCAUUUCUGUCGCUAUCAGCCGGUCACAACCAUCCUGAAAGAUAAAAAAAUACAAAAAACACUGAUAGACACGAGUUGCCUUUGUAUGUUCAGAGGAGUCCUGGAACGAACGAGACUUGAAUUGGCUGAGGUCUAAAGGCUAACUCGAGACAUCUUUCAGUAGACUUAGGCAGCUGAACAAGAGAUAUGCCCGUUGCUUAGUGGCUAAAGGCGUUGGACCUCUAGCUAGCAGGUCGCGAGUUCGAGGCCCAGGUGUUCCACACCUCGGGGUUGGCUAUGACUGGCUAACGACGACUAAUAAGCCAGAAAUGACCAUUCCAGUCUCUCUUGUCCUUGUCGGUUAUAACAUUUUGCUUAGAGCUGUGCCCGUCUAGACCUGGUUUUGGGAUCCAGGAUCAAUAGCAGCAAUUUACUGCGCCGUCUGUAAGGUGAGCGCCAGGUGCAUACAAGCAUGACGCACUCUGAUUGGUCAGUCAGCUUGCCACCGACUCCAGAUCAGCGGUCACGCAUUCACCCUGACUAAGUAAAAUGCGUGCUGUCGUUGUCGUUAAUUCUGGUGGCCAGUCAUCCAGCAGUUUUAUUUCUAAUUUUACAAGCAAAUGUAUCUUUAAAAUCAGUAUUACGUCAAAGCUGAGGAGGAAUGUUAAAAUGCAACUUGUGCCAAACCGUUUUAGGAAUGCAGCAUUCGCUUCAAUGCCCCGUAGGGAGACUGCGAGAGAAACAAUACAGCACUUAUGCUUCGUCAUUAUUUUUUUGCCGCAAUAGAAAAAAACAGAUUAUAAAUUCUAGAGAUAUUUGUUGAAGGUCACUACGUGACUAUAACGUCAGAAUCAUGACGAGCAGUGUUUAGAGGGAAGAAACGGAUAUUUUUGUGACCACCAGCUGGCAGAUUUAUAAAUGUAAAGUAGAAGUGGUAGGCAUGCCGAGACGAUAUAAUGAAAAAGGAAGAGGUUCUUCGGAAAAAAUCGAGUUGUACUCGUGAAUUUCCGAAUUGGUGACACCAACCCGUCGUCAGACGAAAUGAAGAGAAAAGAGAGAGUGAUAAAGUCACACUAGACUAGUAGACGCGACAGGGCAAACAUUGACGGACGGACGAUUAGCGAGUGAUGAGGGAUGCGGGCAGGCAGUCAUGCUGGGUUCUGAGCCGGGAGGGCAGGAAGAAGGCUAGGGAACAGUUACGGCUCCCCGUGCUGGAGGGGAGGGAGAAUGGUGGGUUGGUAGAAAUGUGGGCGCCUGGAUUAGUGGCCGCUGAUGCGGCGUGGGGCUCGGCUUAGUGAGGCGUGAUCUUAGGCCCUCAUAAUGGGCGUCUAGGUCAACGUGGCGGUUUAUGCUGUCCGCGUUAGAGUGCCAUGCCUCUAGGAAUUCUCUCGCCCGCUUUGUGUUGGCCGUGGCGAUGACCUCUGUGUUAUCCCAAUUAAAACGGUGGUCGCACUGGAGUGCGUGUGCAGAGACGAGUGACAGUGGAUCACGGCGACGGACAGCUAGUUUGUGUUCAUUAAUACAAAUUCCCAGGCGUCGUUCUGUAUGACCAAAAUGUACGCAGGGACAGUUGGCACACGGGAUGCGAUAGAUGACGUUAGUCUGUUCCUCUUUGGGGAUAGAAUCCUUUACUCGAGUUAAGACUGUGCGCAACUAGGAUGCAGGCUUGUGGGGAACGCGGAUACCGAACUGAUUUAUCUGACGGGCGAUUAUUUCUGAGGUCCCCUGCAUAUAGGGCAGGGAGAAGAAUUGCUGGGUCACGGUUUCUCCUUCUGAGGAGGGGCCUCGAGGUUGUGCCUGACGCAUGAGGCAAUUCUUCACAAAACUGACCGGGUAUCCGUUAGAUCGAAAUAGCCGAUAUAGAUAAUCUAGUUCUUUCUUCAGCAGAUCGUCAUUGCUGCAAUAACGGUAGGCCCGGUGGAAGAGAGUUCGAACGCAGCUUUUUUUGUGAGCCGCAGAGUGAUUGCCUCCAUAAUAGAGGAUGAUCUCAGAAUCAGACCCUUUUCUGUGGACGCUGGUUGUGAGAUUACCGUCGUCUAGCCUUUGUAUCUUUACGUCCAGAAACGACAGACUGUCUCCUACUGCCUCUUUGCGGGUAAAUUGUAUGACCGGAAAGACAUCAUUAGCCUCUGAUGUAGCCUUUCGACUUCGAGGUUCUUUAUUACGACAAAGGUGUCGUCGACAUAGCGGAGACACAUUUUGAGGUUGAGAGUUUGAAAAACCUCAUAUUUUAGUCGCUGUAGCACUAGUUCGGCGAGUAGACCGGAUAUUGGGGAGCCCAUUGGACUUCCCUUUACCUGUUGGUAGUACUUAUUGUCGAACUGGCAGAGUUUGAGCCUAAACAUGUCAGAGUGGACUGAAAAUCUGGGCGCUUCUCUUUCACUGUAAAAGCCCACUUCCUCUCCUGCGUCAGCAAAUUAUGAGAUUCUCAGAGCGUACUGUCAUGACACACCAAAAUGUCUUUUUCCAUAUUUCGGAUAAAAAUUAUAUCCAAUUGGAAUUUAUACGUGGAAGUUCACAUACCCAGAACGCUUCAUCAGAUCGGGCAGGAAAUGACUUAUCUAGUGAAUACUAAAAGCUACUCCUCAGAAUCUGUAGACGUCUAAAAAUGCAUCCCCAUACAGAUGCAGAAGGAAGUAGAGCAAAUACUAAUUGAGAGGCAGUAUCGACAAACCCAAAGGAGACUAAAAUGUUAGUGUUUGGUUUUUUUCGCGACUGUCAACCAGUCCAAACACAGCCCAGGAAAGCCCUGAAUUCAGGUUUAUGCCUGAACGGGCAAACUUUCACCAAAGACAUUCGGGUGGGGCUUUAAAGGAGCAUUCAUGCCGUUGCUUUUCUUUUACCCCCAACAAAAAACUCGUUAAGUUUAGGAAAAUCAGAAUAUCAGAAAAUGGCUAUAUUGCAAAUCGCCUAAAUAGUGUUGACUAUAAGGGUGCAUGAGGACGCCGAACGCAUGAAAAGGAGAAGGCAAUGAAAAAUAAUGACAAGAAAUUACUUGGAUAUCAAGAAAGGUCAGAUUUUGUCCAAAUCUGAUCUGUUUUCCUUAAGUAAAACUGAGUUGGACUGAAUCCCUCUUCAACAAAUGGUUUUCUGCGCCCCACAUCAAUUCAAAAACACAACUAGCGUCACCAAAUGUGUGACAUACUUCUCACGCAGAUUUCGACCACAUCAUUUCAUGAGUUAGAUUACCUACUCCAUGAGUUCUCUCUAUCUCUACCAUCCGUUAAUUUACCUAAUCUACUGUAUCGACAGCAUCGAUGAAGAUUUCUUUACUGCACAAAUCGAUUAAGUAGCAACUAUUUUUGACGUUGUGUGUUAGGCGGGUCUAAGUGGUUACGCUGCAUGCCAUGUCAGUCUUCCAUGUCACAAUUCUAAUGCUGCGGGGAGGAAGGACUUGACUUGUGUUCGUUCAUGUUAUUAAUAAGAAUUAUCUUCAGUAAAAGAAGAAAUAUACUUUAGAUUUCAGCCCAUAUUUUACAUUUUUGCAAAAAAUCGCGGUAGAGUUCCAGAAUUCAGAAACUUACGAAAAUAUUUCAUUUAGAUUUUUAUGUCAUAGCGGGUCCUGGAGAGUGCGCAUUGUGGCUAGCUAGUUUCAGUAACUUCAAACAGUAUUAGGAGGUGCCCUGUUGUUGUAAAUCUCCGAUUCAGGAAAAUCAGUGUUCAGCUUGCUUGAGAAAUAUGUGACUUUUUCUUAAGAUCGUCGUUUCCAGAAGCCAUCAUGUAGCGUUCACUUUGUUAGACUUCGUCCCACACAGCUGUUGCCUAAAGGACCCAUGCUACUCAUAAUUCAAGUGGAAAUAUUUUGCGCCACUGAUAAGCCCAACCGCACCUGUUUUGUGCUUUUAGCAAGCCAAGAUUUCAGAACCGUGUCCACGUCAGCCAAGUUCGCCAGAUUUCGCGAGAAGAUGGCCUCAAACACCCUGCCAGCGCCUCGUCAACGACGACACGCAAAGUCUGACUUCUUGCAGGGAACUUCGAGUUGCCGUCAGGGCGUCGGAAGUGAACCCCCCAUGCCGGCGACAGUUUGCCAAGUAUUAAGUGAUCUUAUCUUUACUCCGCUUCUUACGUCCGACGAUGACCUGUCCGAUGGCUAUAGCAACGAAAACGUCGGCGAGGCGUGGUUCACAGCAGCCCAGAGUAUGCCCCAUCUAUGCUACCGAGGGCUCUCCAUUGUUGCUUCCUCCUCAUCCUCUACCUCUGCCGCUUCGAUGGACAGUAUACACACAAAUGAGCCUACCUCUACGCACCCUGCCGUCCUGAGAAGCCGGACGGUUGUAGCAAACAGUGUAUCGCCCACGCUCAAUAACUUACAGCUUCUGGGCAGUAAAGGCUCUGAAGCAGCAACCAACUCCUCUAAGUCGCUGCAACAGUUCAGGCUCAAAAAGUGGAUGGGCAGUCCGUUCGAUCCCAUAAACGCCGUUGCGCAUUUUGGUAAGUAUUAUAUUCUCAACAACAGGGUUUUGCCUUUUUUUCCGGGAUGGCACCUUUCUAUUUCUGAAUUCAUUUUAGGUUUUUCACUUUCCCCCCACGAUAUUUCAAAUCGACAGAAAAUGAGCAUUAAUUUAUGCUCGCUGUUACUCAUUUUGGGCUGGUAAGCAUGGGGCAAACUAAAAUGCACAGCAGUAAUUUAGGGGUCUCAGGUUUAUUCACGGAAAUCCAUCACCGAGGCUUUAACAUCAAGAAAUAAUUUGUUUAGGGUGGGUUGCCUACAAUGCGAAGAGUGUCAUGGUCGCUUUUUUGUCUAUAUGUGUGGGUAGGACGUGGUAGUAUGGGCCUUCCGCGUUACGGGUGACCUAGUGCUAAAUUUCACAGGUAAUCACAAGCAGGCGUAUGGUUGGAGGGUUAGAAUUAGGGUUAAUGCUAGGUUACAAUAAUAUUCAUCCCCGAAAUUUAGCGCGGAGACACCUGCCGCAGUGAUGAGCAAUCGACAUUCCCGUGCCCAACUGCAUGAACGAUAUCAUGGAGCACGCGAAGAAAUUGUUUCCAACCAUUCUGGACAUAUCUUCCAAUGACUUCUGAGACGAUUCCUAGAAGACCGUCAUGCAGUAUAAAGAAUCGACGAGGCCCCCUACACGUGGAAUAAAAUAGAAACUCGGCAGCAUAGUGUUGGUCAUUGAAAGGUAGUUUUCGCGGCAACACACGCGCCAGUUACAUCAUUGUGCCACUAGGAUUAACUUCCUACUCGAACUUUUAGAUUACACUCGGGAACGGCCCUGAAUACAGCCGAACAAGCAGCCACAGCAGAAUGGGUCUGAGAGAAGGCUGCCGGACCAGUAAUUUGACCGUUCUAGAUAGCAUUGGGGAGAAAAAGUCUUAAAAGCGGUGUCACAUUUGUGUGGUCAAAUUUCAAAGAAGUUUACGAAAAUGAACAUUAGCAAUUGGUGUCCAUUUCGGAGAAUUUGACUGACAUGAUUGUAACAAAGUCGCCCACCGACUGUCUGAUGACUUUUGCACGGUCGAUUGGUCCAAUUUGUAUAAAAACAAGUUACGGAGGGGAGAGUUGCCAAACGUACGACAAACGCAGUGUUACACAUGACGAAGUGCCGAAGGAAUAGAUGUUUGCAAUGGGACAGAUGGAGUUGAAAGUUGAUUGCGUUGGUGACAUCCAAGGCUGGGGAUACAGGUUGUGCAGGUUUAGCAGGCAUAAUAUGCCUCUGCGCGUAUGGUACAGUAGGUUUGAAAGUGCGGAGAUUGCUAGGAUGUCUUUUUUACAGUUAAUUUCAAAUCGAUCCCUCGCAAGUGGAUUGUAAUGCAUGAACGACCUCAUAUAGAGAACGAUCUAAGCAAAACCUGUGCAACAAAGGGAGGAUUAAUUAUGGUUGGCAUGCCAAAAUAGUCCAAUGUUUAAUUCAAGACAAUUGCGUUUAAGUCUGUCCGUCACUCCGUAAAUGUGGGGUCUCUGGGAAAAGCCAAGAUGUCCGAGAAUUUGGUGGCCAUUGGCCAAUCACAUCACAAUACCCUUUUAGGCGAUAUGAAGCUCAUGACAAUUAUGCAACAGAGACUGAGUGAGAGGAAACAGAAACAGAAAGUGAAACAUUUUUAACUUUCGGUUUUAUGCGUUUUUUGCAAUCUCCGAAUACAAUAUUUUGAAUUAGGAUUAUUGACCUUUCCGGGGAUCAGCCGUUUGUUGGAGCGCGACUUUGAUUAGUAUACAUCAUAGUGAGAUCUUCCUAUAUCAGACACCGCAUUCAAACAUCUGCCAGUGUAUUUCUCGGUCGCACGGAAUACAUUGUUAUCACAAAGCUUGACAAAAGAAUAAGCAGUGGUCUACGAAAUAUGACAAUUCAUUCUGAUAAUAUCCAACGACUACUUCAUAAAUCUUAUUAGACGCAAAUGAAACUACUAGAGCAUGCAUGGUUGAAAAUUCCUGCUUCCUGAUGUAUCUGUUAGCCCAGUUACCAGAUUUUGAACGUCGUUUUCAAAUUUGUUAUUUCAGUUGUAACAAUGACCUCCGUACCAAGUGUUAAAAUAUGAAGUCUCGUUAACAAGAUACUCAGCAUCGAACAAGAAACACCGAAGUCGGGCUGACGGCUUCUGAGAUUUUAUUAGACAGUCGCCCAUCUGAAGAUUUCCCACAGGGAUCCUAUUAUUAACCCAGUUACAUGGUUUUGCUCACAGUGGUCGUGGGACGGAACCUGGGACAUGACAUCCGGCAUGUACACCCACAUUUGGUGCUCGUGUAUUCUGGCUUAUGGUUGAUGGUCGCUUGUUCCAACGCAGACGGCGCCAUUUAAGUACAUCGUAAUCGAAAGUCGACUAUUUCGACACUUUGGGCACAUUAACUGGCAGUAUUGACAGAUAAUCGCUCAUUGAUAUACUACGUUGGAAGCGUUAUUGUAUGAAAGUUUUGGAUACGAGCCCGUGUUUAAGAGAGAGAAAAGGAACUGAAGACGUUGCAGUUCGUAUCAAACGUUUACGUUCUUCACAGCAGACAGUCAGACGCGCUUUGACGCAUGAGAGUGAGCCAACAAUGGGGGUUUGUAAGCAGCCAUCUAACGAGAUAAAUGGAUCACACCAUGACUCAUCCAUUCCCACCUAAAUGUGACCUUUGUAACACCCUUUCUUGUGUGGAAUUCUAGACAUCCAUAGUAAGCUAUGGCACGUAUGGGUAAGAGACCAGUACAUGGACUAUAUGCGUGAAGCGGUUGCUUAAAUCUGCCAUGCAAUAAGUCCACGCUGACCUCGGUGAUCUGAACAUUGUCUUAUUAUUAAAGCCUAUUCGAUGUGAGAAGGGACCGUGGGGUAGCUGCCGAGCAAGGCUGCUUUCCUAUAAACAAAUUUAUGCGAAGGGUAUAUCCGCGACAAACCCUUGGGUCAAUGAUGGAACUCGUCGCUUACAACGACCGAACUUCAGCACGCAUUUGGUCUGCUAUCUCGCGAAGACAUGGACCUCAAAAGCAUAUUGAUCAAUGAGAGCCCAGAGAACUUAUAAUGAUAUUAUAUGCGUGAUAUGACACAUUUGGUUGCCGAUAAGCUUGAAAUGGUCAACCAGCUGGACUCCUAAACUGGUGGUACGCUAUAUGACUUAUUUUUCGCUGAUGACGCUAUCAUGUUCGGUUGGCAGGUGUUGAUAUCAUUCAUGAUCUCCUAGGCUUUGUCGACAAGUAAUACGAGAGCUCGUCAUAAGCCUUCUCAGACCUUUAUCUCUGUGGACCAGCGUGCAAAGGCUCGCAUAUUGACAUGGGGCCUGCUCAAGCAAUCUCGUGGCAGAAAUCUGUUACAGCUGUACCGCCGUGUAAUUAACACCUCAGCCGACAGUCUUGAUUGUGCCGUGGGGGAACUUAUUGCAAGUCGGGGACUGUAUAUUCAGUUGUUAAUUCGAGAUCGAUCUUUACCUCGCCAAUUUAUAUUCAUCCGUUUUCGGCAAUGGCAGUACACUGUUUAUGGCAUUUUCGGCGGAACCUAAAAACACCAUAUGCAGCAUACAGACUACGAAGAGCUUUUCCCACUUGGAUUUCAAUUCGUGCAUACUCCAAGAUAGGCGGUGGGAUGAAGAGUUCAAGUUGACAGCGAUUCCAGUUCCCAGUGACCCGAAGAGUCUGUUAAUUGGCCGUGUAGCAUCUCGUGCGAGUAUAAGGGGUCGCCCUGAACACAGAUGAUUAUAGACGGAUCGCAAGUCAGGUUUGCCUACGGCGGACUUUUGCAUGCUCUGUGGCAGCCGCUGGCGUGACAGUAAAUGCGAUUCUAUUGCGCCAAACUUGCCCAGAGAUUAUUUCGUACUCAAUGUUUCGUAGUCAAAUUUGUAAAUAAAAAUUAAAAAUGUCUGGUCAGUAUAACCCACUUGGAUGAUAUGUCAGAAAAUAUCAAAAGGUUGUUCGUCAGGCAAUAAGAAGCUACUCUCGAUAUAAAAUGCUAUGCGGUCGCCGGUGUUGGCUGCCAGCUUACUUCCAAUCGACUUUAGUAAAUUCAGUGCGUAUGGCGAAUUCAAACCUUACAAACACAAAAGACCUGAGAGUGCCCAGUCGGCAGGUAACUUAGAGGCAGCAAAGCAGGGGUCGCAACCCAAAUUUUACAAGCGAGAUUAAUUAACUUUCUUUUUAACAUGUGCGUUUUUAAAGAAGUUGCUUGUUUGACUGCAACAGGGUCCAUCAGUAGUGCAAAGUCAAAAUCAGCGGAUACUCGUCACUUUCUCAAAAAAAAAUUUGCAUGAACAUCACGGUGAAACGUGCAACAGCGUCAGCGACUUCGAUAAUCCAAUCGCGGAUAUAUUCUUCCGACCGAGCCACAGUCAUAAAUUCUCCAGUCACACAUAAAGGCUGCUUAUUUUAUGUCUGUCGUUCUGAACCACAGGAAAGCGAAAAAAGACAGUUUCCUACGUAAACCUGUGGCUGUUCAACUCGGUUUGGCCGGACGUAUUAAAAGUCAUGACCCUGAAGUUUGCUGGUCAUAAGUCUGAUGAAAUGCAAUUUUAGAGGCGUCUGCUCCAUUUUGCCUCUCAGACUUAAGUUUUGCUCAGUGGAUUGACAUCAUGCACGUCUCCCUUUUGCUCAGAGAUCAUUAAGAAUACGGUAGUUGUAAUGAUACUUUGUCAACAACUUCGCUGCGGACAUAUAACUUUGAAAGUGUCAAGCAAACACUGAAGAAAAUUGCGUCAAUUUAAGUAACUUCGAAUCGAAGUAGCCAAUGUGCUUUGGUUUUCAUUGGGAUUCAUGCAGUGACAAAAAGGUGCAAAUAUAAUGAGCUGUUUUCGACCAUAUAAGUUCGGUUUCAUGUGGUGGUCAUGGUCGUGUGACGUUUACAGCGUCUAAAAUAGACAAACAAAUGGAAAUAAAACACUAAAUCACAGAAAAUCCUCGAAAUAGGAUUUUUGCAAAAAGUUACCUAUAUAGAAGACCAAGGGGCGCGAAGGAAAAAGUGGGAAGCACAAGAUCCUGCAAUGAAACCCGGAGGAGAUUACGGUCACUUAAGGGAACGAAAACGUGCUGAGAGUUCUUGAGUUGGCGCACAAAGCUACAGGAAGAUGCGCGGGCACGAAUGCGACAUCCCGUCUGCCCACCUUCCAGAUAUUUUGUCAAUGACUGCGUUUUAGAUAAAUGUGCUCGCACAAUCUAAUCUUAUAACUGUCUCGUAUUUACGGCAUCUGCACGCUGUCAUGUAUGUUGUGGGAUAGUGCUUUAAACAUAUUAAGAUUUCCAUUACGAUCCAAACAUCAAGGAAGUUUCGUUCCAUAAACUUACACGAUUUCCAGAACUUCUAAAUCGGGUAAGGUAAAUGAAAUUGAUAAUAGUGAGCAGUCUUGAAGAAAGUUCCCAUGAUAACGAAAGAGUCCAGGGACGAGGAAAUGUUGCCUUGGCGGCCUAUAAUAUCCGAUGAUCGGACAGCGGCAAACCGGCGAAAACAUCGCUUCGUUGGCACGUGGCUGUCAUUGUCGACGAGGAUAUUUUGUCUCUUUAAAAAUCUGUCGAACGUCUUUGUGAAUUUAACUAUAGAUAGCAUGUAGGACCCACUGUUAUACAGUCAUAUGAAAACCGAGGACGACAUCUGGAAACUGCAUUUCGUAGGUAAUUGAUGUGGGCCGAAAUGAUAAACCGCCAGGGUCAAGGCCAAUUUUUAGCACUUCCAUGUAUAAAAACCGAAUUGCGAUAGUUAACACAUUAAAAAUAGUGUAAGUCCGUCUGAUUCCUCUUAAGACAGAAUGGUGUCUAAAGUACUUGUCAGAUAGCAGUCAGUGCAAAAACAUGUUGACGGGUCUCGUGUGAUAUGCGAGUAAUUCCAUAAAAUCAUACCUAUUGCCUGACUCACAGACUACACUUUUUGGUUAAUCCAGGAGGAUUGCGACGGACAAUCAUCCUUUAAAGAAUGUAUGCACACAAGGACAUGAGAUUGCACACUGUCUGGAGAAGUUGCCCGAGCUUGCAAAUGUAACUUGCUCCGGGGUUUUUAAUGAAAAGCUAAUGUGGCCGAAAAAAGUUUUUUAUUCCGACUUUCUUUUUGUUCCUGUGUAUAAACAUGAGUCUUUACUCGAAUCUUGAACCAAACCGCCCACCUCUUUGCUUGAAAAACCCUCUUUGACGCAACGUGUUAUUUAGCCCCUGCGGUCACAUCGCUGCAUUUGCGACGCCGGAGUUCAGUAUGCCGAAAAGAAAGUCAAUACGACAUUACGUGACAAAUAUAAUAAGUUUUGCCAAUUCCCGAUCGAAAAACGCCUUUAAAGAUCGUUCCUCAAAGUACUUUGGUGAGCCUUCGCCCCAUAACCGUUUGGGUAUUCAUAUUUAUACUGUCUCAUGUAGUACAUAGUUGUUUUCGUGUCCGUUACCCUCUCUAGCAUCAUAAUUCAUCAAAAACUACAGGUUUAAGCAAGGUAGACUCUUUGGUUGCGUUUACUAAGUCCUGUUGCCCCAUGUAACUGCUGUCUACGCGCUUAUGUAUCUAUUUCGAUAAUUGGACUCAUCGUACACUUGAAACUGUGCUGGCAGAUUAAAUUACAGAGGCGUAAUUAUCACCACAAAGGGCAAAUCUGUCUAGCGUCCAUCUCAGGCAACACAGAACCGUCCGGUGUCGUUGAGCUGAAGUCUCCGUUAGCCCACGUCUCCUAAUACCCGUGUGUGGGCCGACAUAAUACGGCCAGCCAUGCGUUUUACAAUAAGCUUACAACAAUGGCACUUUCCAACCCCUUUUCUACCCCUUGUAGAGAAUAAAAUAGUAGAUGUCUGCGAAUGGUUAAGCCUGGUGCUUUUUCCUCCUUGCCACCGUCGUCAUUGCCUCGCGGAGGAUACUUAUUCCAGAGAAAACCACUGUACAGGACCUCGUAGAUAGUUAAAUCUGACGACUUCUAAGAACUGUUGACAGUUGUGUCAGCCAUCGAAAUAAACCUUGGAUCCUAUACAGAUAUGCCUCUCACUACCGAUUUCUUUCCACUCAUUCUUCCAUAUUUACGAAUUUGUCUAUUUGAGCCUUGUUUCCCGCAGAUCCCCCAAGGACUCACAAAUGUUAAUCCUGCUUUGGUAUCUAAGAAUGUGUCAGCAGAUUUUGUCAACGGAUCAUUUAUUCACUUAUACACAGAUAGGGGAGUUGUUAAUUCCGUUGUGGGCCCUCGUGCCCGAGUUGUUCACCUUACGGUCCCCAUACCUAUGCUCUUUUUGCGUAAGAUAAGUAGAGGGGUAUAAGGGAUCUGAUCUUAAUAAAUCAUGCCGGGGUUUUAAAAUCGACAGCUUAAUUAUUCAGACGCCUAACUCGUGCCGCCCCUUUGGACAUGACACUCAUCAUCGUUGAAUCUGAUUAUUUUUUGAUCUUGAUCGUUAGUCAUUAAUGACAUAAAUAUCCCGACCCCGUUUACCAUAAGACUCGCACAACUCUGUGAGUACAGCACAGACCGCAAGAAGCUGGAAGAUAUGCCGAUCUAGUUUUGGUGAUAACCAGUACAAUUAGCUAUUUGUUGUACAAGCACUUUCCCUCCUGCGAAUGAUACUAAGAUUGCAUAGCCAAAAUUCAGGCGUACGAUGACCUGUACCUGAUAAACCAGCAAACGUCAUCGGGGGUGCGGCUGGGAAUAGUAAGGUUAUGGAUGCUAGUACGCGGAAGCGCUGCCGGCUAACAUGUUGGGCGACAGGGCUAGGGAUUUUUUCGACCUCCUGAUGUUGGAGUGACGGAGGGACUGUGUUUGUCAGUCACAGUGAUUGAGGUUGUUGUUUACUGUUUUCCCGAUGAGGAUGUUUUCAAGUAAAAGCAAAAAAUGGGGCGCAUGUUAUACCGUUUUUAAGUCUUUGCCUCAUCUCACAGCCUCCACCUUUAAAGGUCUGUUCAGCUUGUACUACUUUAUUUUAUGGUAUAACUUACUAACUAGAAGUAGUCGAGAACAGUCUGCGCUGUUUAGCUCACUCGCAUGAAGACGCUCCCUAAUGUAAGCCUUGUUUGUGCAAGCUCCACACCGUACCAUUUGCGUAACCAAUUUGUCUGGGUCUAAAAGGACAUUGCAAACUGACUCUAGCCUCGCCACCUAUUGAAGCCGCAUUAACUUUGUCACUGCUAAAUCCCUGAACUGAAGGCUCAAAUGUUGUGAUGCGUUGCCGAUAAGGAUCAGGAACACCCAAAUCACGAUUUCUGACCUGUCGGCCAUUGUCAACCGGCGAUGCCCUAACCUCAGGUACUGACGUAUCCGAGAUUUUGGUCCCCAUCCAAUGCGUUAUUGGACAUUUAAGCCCAAGCCCUAUACACCCGAACUGCGUGAGUAUUGACGGCCAUUUAAACAAACAUCGUCAUUUCUGUAUCCCUAAUUUUGUUCAGCAACGUUUCCUAAUCGCUGCGCGACAGCUCGGAUGGGCUGUAGACUGAGAACUCCAAGGCGAGGUUCAAGUUCCACUAUUCGUCCUGCGAUCAAGAUAGAUUGGAGAACCGUUCUCAUAGAAACUUCUAAGCAUAGACUUUCUCUAAAUGUGGUUUACUGUUACAACAGAUCGUCGACAACUACACUUCCUCUUGUCGGUUUUCGAUCGAAUGCAUACAGCUCCCGUUUGGAUCUGGGAAGUUUCGAAUCACCAAGCCAUUGUACGCAAGAUUGACGUCUAGAAAAUGUCCUCUAGUCAUCGAUCCGUCACCUGGAAAACGCAAUGCGGUCGUUCACCACGUGGAAUUUAGGUUUCACAACUUAUUUGCUACCAUCGGUGUGUAAUUUAUGUUAAUUUGUCCAAAUUUUGUAUUGCCUGUCCAAGUUUGUCUUUAUUACAUGAACUUUUCCUCCCUACGGUCAUUAUCAUUUCACCGGGCUUCUUAUAAGCACUGUGCUCAUCGAAUGCGAUGUCAGCUGUUAUCCCGCGUUACCACUAGUGAAUUACAUAUAAUUUGGCUUGCAGAGAGAUAGAUUUGCGCAGCACUUAUAACAUUCACUUUUCGCAAUGAUCGCGUUUUAAUUAGAGGACAAUACCAAAACAACUUGAAAUGGGUGUGGACGUCUUACUGACUCAUACUAACAAGCAUUGUUUGGUGUGUUCAUGAAUCUCAGCAUUUUCACGCACGUAAGCCACCUAUGUUACUACUUAUCGUUGUUCCGAGCCUUCUCAUGGCAGUUAAUCCAAAAACUCAGGAAAGAGAAGUCUGCUUAUUUGUCUUGCUUCGGGCUACUCGGCAUCCCCACAGAUAUGAAUAAAUGAGCGACCAUUAUUGGGAACUCGCUGACGAAUGAAAAGGCCUCCUAGUUUACCAGCCGCGGAUUAUGCCAUGGCUUUGCGGGACACCGAUCCGGCAAAUGGUUUGCCUAUAAGUAGAGUCGUAAACUAAAACGCUCUCUCAUGACCCGUCACCAAAUAAGCCCUACUCUGUCGCCUUCCGUCUAUGAAUUAAUGCCACCCAAUCGAUAAAUCGGGUGAGACCUCGCCUGCGCCAUAUGCUCCAUGAAUGCUGACGACUCGUGAAAAGUGAAACCGUCCAAAUCAUCCUUAAUGCUAUCGGAAACAGCACAAACACUAACAGGGUCAGCACAGUCAGCCCGGUCAUUUUCGUCUCUUCCCUGUGUUAAGAUGUCCCCCUCUAUCGUAGCAUUAUUUGAAAGGAAUGUAACACUAAUACAAGUUGCCCACCAGAGUAGGAACCACCAUAUGAUCAUGAUGCCUUAGUCGCAUCGGCGUAAUUUUAAAUAUUACUAUCCGCUGUAUCGUAUCCCUGCUAUAAUUUGGUGUUUCAACACUGAAAUCUUUUAGCACUCUUCCGAGCUUCGAAUUCUAAAUGAUGGGUCCCAAACUGCGUUUCUAAAGAACCUCAUUUUGAUAUACCAUGCUUGCAACAUGUGCAGCCUGUUUCAGUACAAGGGUGGACGCUACUUCAUCCAUUAUUGUUGAACUAUCAUGCCAGUUUUUAUUUAUUGUCUCCAUCGGGUUAAAAGCUGGCAUUAGAUUGUAAAGCGUGUAUUAAAUCGAAAGACAGAUGUGAACAUACCAAGGGGCCUGAUCAAAUUACUAUUCAUAUUGUAGAUCAGAGGCUCUGUCAGUUUCUACAUCUUAUGGCCUCGUGAUACACUUAUUCUAAGCCAUUAUUUUUAUUCCUGUUUCUAUGUUUUUCUUCCAUCCACUGGUGUACGACUUCGUGAUGCUGUCAGCCUGAGCGAGUUAUCCACUUUGGCCCAUAGUUUGACACCACCACAAACCAGCUGCAUCAAGUAUACACGCGUCUACGCUAGUUUGUGUGUGUGCGCUCUUGCAUACAUACUUUUAUGUUAAUUUAUUCGCACGCCCGCGUUCCCACGCGCAACAAAUGAAAAACCACACCAGGUAGCUACUUUUCUGUUUCUUUUUGUGUUUUGUAUGUGAGCACCCAUGAUGCCUCAUCCGUGUCUGUCUGUCUACCAGCCUGUCUUUAUCAAACUCGGUACUCAUCUGUUCUCAUCUAUUCUUGCAUGGUGCUUUGUUGGCAGAUGACAUGGAAGUUCAAGUACGUUCCCAAUAUCGUAGGGAUAUACUCAAAACGAUCCAUUGAAAUAACAUAACUCACAAAGGCAAGGGAGACUAAAAUGACCAUUUCUGGCUUACUAAACUAAUCAACCAGCCAUACCGAACCCCCCAGCCCCUGAGGCUCUAACCCGCGGGCCUGUUGCUCUGUAGGUUGCGAUCGGCUAUGUUAGCAAUUGUAGGGAAGCGGUCACCGGUCGCGUUACUCGUUCCAUUGGGCCGUGGGCCUCAGGCUAGAGCCCCGCGAGAAGCCAUACGGCGAUAGCAGAUUUGAACAGAAGCUGCCGCAAUUUUACGUCCCUCAUCCUUCUGGGCCCGUCGGCGAGGCACAGUCUACACGCCCGGGCGCGGGCUCGGACACAGUUAAGUAGUCCGUCUACGUGUGCUACAUAGGAUCUGAUCCCCGCACGGUGUACCGGGUUUCUCACUCACAAGACAGCGCCCCAGAUCUCACGUGUGUGAGAAUACCACAGAGGCCACAAUCGGAAGAAGCCAUUGGGUGUAACGGAACAGUCACCCACACAUACACAGUAAUGGCCGCGAGGAUCGAGUUACCGCGGCCGUUGGGGGCCUUCCAAGCCACACUAGUAUCAACCAUCACUAGCACUUCUAAUUCCACCGGCAUCGCCACUGCGCCACAACAAAACCAUCAUCGUCGGCAUAUCCAUAAAAAUACGGAGAACAGAAUAUCGGACUGGGCGUUUUGACCGCUAUACCAUGUGAACAGUGGAAAGCUGCGAGAACGAGACAUGCAGACUACUUCUUUAUCUGAAGCAUUUUGUCCCCGGUACGAAGCUGAAGUAGGCAAGAAGGGCAGGAUUUAUUGGUACUUCAGUUACUUCGUUAUCUUUCAUAAUGGAACACGCGGAGCUGAAUCACACGAAAUAGAACAAAAGCAGGGAUUUUACAACUGGAUUUCCGAGAAGGAAUAGGAUACACAUUCCAUGAAUGCGCGAAGCAUGGUCGGCACGGACAAUUGUCUGUUAGUCCAUCCGCUGUUGACUUAACGACAAAUGAUGCUGCGAUGUUAUCUGUGCACACAUACGAUGUGUCCAGUGGCCGGCAGUAAGGAGGUUUCGGCAUCGUAGAUGAGCUGGCACAAGAUGCACGUUUACCCGGUUGCGCUGAGUCUGCGCGAACUCAUGACUAUUGACACACAUGCGUGGAGAACAACUUUGACCCAGACCUUAACGUAGCGUCAGCUACUAAAUCCGGUCCAAUCAUCAGUUUUCUGACAGCCUCGAACAUUCGACCUGCGCAUGGGAGAGGGAUGAGAGAGUGUGGCUGAAACUGAAGAAUCAUUAAAAAUCAAUCAAUUACCCACUAUAAUGAAUCUGAAACACCUAAAUCUAUUGCGGUGCGCCAAUAAUAGUCGCUCAGAAUGUUGCCAGCUGACGAGACAACUCGGUUCUUCUUAGGAUUGAGAACGGGACUGGAAUGGCUAGCGCUGGCCUAUUAACCAUCAUCAGUUAAUCCUGCCCAACCAUAGGCUUGAAGCACCUGCUGCGCAAUACCACACUCUUUUGGUUAUUACUUCAAUGCUCUAACCCCUCGGUCUAUACUACUAGUUACCGCACGACUUCGUGCGGGGCUAUAAAUGGAGUCCCAAGGCACAAUGGGACGAGCAGGUCCCGUAACGCAAUCAAUGAGCGUCCCUCUACGAUUAUUGGUAUGCCAAUCGCAACCUGCAGGACAGCGAUCCCAUGGCUCAGUGGUUAGGGCGUCGAACUUCUAACUACCGAAACGCAGGUUCGAACCUCAGGGGCUUUUGGACCUGAGGUUCAGUGUGACUGGCUGAUGACGCCCAGUCAGAAAGAAAUGACCACUACAGUCUCCCGUGUCCUUGUUGGGAAUGUUAUUCUGCGUAUUUAUGUCUGCGGGUCCUUAAAGAGUGAGUGAUCCAUUCCUACACACACAUGCACGCGCUCCCUCUCUCUCUGCGCUCCAUCGAUGUUCGGAAUGUUAGAUGUCAGACUUGCGUUGACAUCGCACCCCCAUCUCAAGCCUUGUUGUACUUAAGUGCACUUGUGUUUACGCAGUCGCCUACUUCGGCUCUGUGUGCCAGUAUGAGUGCCGACUGACGUCAAAGACGUAGCACCAAUCGCAUGCACCUCAUACUUGCACUGUGGUUACGCACUGUCCUCUGUGAGGUUUGUGUUUGAACGUUUCUGUCAACAGGUUCAAAAUCCCACCCUCGCGUCCUACUUCCCUCAACGAUAACCUCUAGCACAUUGCCCGCCGGUGAUUGCUUUCUGCAGUACUUGGGAACCCUACUCUGACAAGACUUUGACAGUGGGAAGGUUCUGUGACAUGUAGCUUUGCUGUGGGAACCAGUGGUGCCAUGAGGUAGGACGAUGCUUCUGUCGCAGAUACUUUGUUGGCUAGUAUAGAGAGCCCGACCAAUCCAUUUGAGUAAGCAGGCUCUUGCUUGCAAUGCCUCCCAGCCCCUGUUUGCCCUCGCGCCGGCGCUCUAACAGCGCACCAGCUGAGGUCGUAAAAAGUUAAAUGCGGCGUCGACGCACCGAGAGUUCGUACUUUGUCCCUCUGCAAUUGAACCUAUUUGCGUUAAUAUCGAAGUCAACUGAUCUGCUCUGACCGUGGCUUGAAGCACUUUGCUGAUGAAUAAAUAUUUGCAGUUUACUAUCUGGGGACAGUUGAAAUUUAAAGAUAAUUUUCAGACAAAAGGAAGCAAGAAAUCUUAUGUAAACUGUGUCCUAUUGCGCGGAACUCUUUGCCUCCCAUUUAACUGAGUAUAUUUACCCGUGCGUAAGUAAUAGCAACUCCAGCACAUCAUUUGAAUGUCUCAACGUGUUGGUUAAAAACGUCGCGAGUGGGACGUUGGUCUCCAUAGCGCCUCUGUCGUUUAGUAGACGAAGGCAGGUUCUUGGAAAAUCUUUCAGCCGUCGACAUGUGAAGUCCUUAACAGUCAGAUCUCAGGUGUUUUAAAAAUACAGUGUCCGCUCUGGCCUACCUUCACACUGCUUCUUUUUACUACUGUUAGCUCAUGACACAAUUCUGUACUUAGAACCAUUUCGUGGUUUUUGCCAAAUCCGCGUUGAAUUUUCUUCUCAGAAAUAAUUCCUCGAAUUGCCGAUGUCACCCUUCCGAUCCCAUGAAUGUAACCUGCCCUGGCCGUAAACUUGUCCUUAUGACUUGCCCCCAUGAAGCAAACCAUGCUGUAGAAGCGCCGAACCAACACGCGGUCCAGAUCCGGACACAGUAGGCGUUGUCAUGGGUGCGGCUCCUUAACAACUGAAGUACAUGGCGGGAGAGGGAUGUGGUGGCACGCCCAGGCACAGGCUCAUACCGCGACAGCCACCUCCCGCCUCCGGUUUUCGUGACUGGAACCUGACUCAGGCGGGUGAGGAGGAGAAGAGCGCGCGGGGUGGACGCCGUCAAAAUGGACGCUUGAACUGUCGUCGAUGGCUUAAAGUUCUCAGCUCAAGGUUCAUCAGUGGUGAGGUGUGAGAACGCAACCGCCUGCUCCACUUCUGCCCGACUAUUCGUGUUUGGGGACUUUGCUUUUCGUAGCUUUGGAAGUCACUCGAUCCCCUGGGUGCAAUUUUGGCAAGGAGUACUUAUGUGGCCUCCAACAUUGGGACGGGAACGCCCCACCCAAGUAAUAAAAGUGGCUUUGCGCGUAAUUACACGUAGGGUAAAUAUGCCCAUAUCCCAACCCUUACACGAACCGUCCCAUAGCUCAAAUGUUAACUCUUGCCCUGCAGUCAACACUAAUCUAAGCCUGAACUCCCCCCUAACCCACCUUAGCGCUAGCCUUUGUUCCAGCCUCAAACAUAACUAUAAACUUAACUCCAGCCCUAAGUCGGCUGUACUGUGGGCAGUUCCUAUUCUCAUGUCCCGUUUAGGUGGCUAUAUAAUAGUCGAUACUGUAAUUUCUUCUUGUUCAAUGACUUUCAUUGCGCCCCUCAGUCGGGUGAAGGCGCCUUAGGCAGAAAGCUACCCGCAUACACGUACAUUUCUAUUUUUAUAUUUAAAUUCACUCUUCCACGAGAGUCAUACAGCAAUGACAGAUGUAGUACUGCAGGACUGCCCUUUUUAAUCGUAACUUACCACUGAGGAAUGAAUCAGACCCUGGAAAAUGGGCUCGCAGUUGAAACGCUUUUUCUUCUUCUUCUUCUUCUUCUCCUCAAUCAAGAGGGAUUCUUUUGGUAGGGGCGUUCAUCGAUCGUUCUUACGGAACUCACUUGUUCCGUUGUGCCUUACGGGCUCUCCCUCGAGCCCAACCAGCAGUCGCACAGCGGCGCAUGAUAUAGGCAGAAUGGCAUUACCGACAAAGACAAGGGGGACUGGAAUAGCCGUUUCUGGCUUAUCAGCCGUCGUCAGCCAGUCAUACCCAACCCCGAAGUAUGGAACACGCGAGACUCGAACUCGCGACCUGUUUUGUUAGAAGUCCACGCCUCUAACCACUGGGAUUGUUUUACUGUCGACUCUUGCUUUACAUAUAUAGUAGGUGACGUGUCUCGUCAAUCGUUAACCGAGAUUGUGAAGUGUGAUUUCGGUUAGAAAAGUUGACGUAGCCGGCGCCAUAGUCUUGAUUGCCAUGCUGCAUAAUCACAAGUUAAAGCAUGUUCCUUUUUAUAAGGGUAUCGAAGGUCAUUGGAAAGCAUGCAACUUAAGUGAUCACCAUUGCAGCAGAAAACUAGGGACGCACUGACGAGCUGAACACGCCCCCCCCCCCCCUCCUCAACUGUGCCAUGUAGCCGCAUAAUAUCGGCGAAGCACGUGUCUGAGGCCGUUAUCUAGUACCUGUGUUGUCAAUGCGGUAGAAUCAUACAGCAUAGAGUUACGACUAGGGUUACGCCUGAGGUUUAGAAUUAUGUCGCAUGAUAGUUCAUAUUACAGCACCACUUAAGUAAUCCUUCGUAAUCGAAAACGCAUUUCAUGAGAUCGAUCACUCCUUAUAGGUCUGGUGUCGUCGUCGGCGUAUACAAUCUGCUAUACCAACUGUCAAGUGGUUAGACUGCGUGUUCCCAGUUCACUAACGCCUCCUGUGCGCAAUUCGCGCUUGCAUCAGAGAGGCUCAACUUCGACUCGGUAGUACAGCGUCGCACACGUCGGUCACUGUGGUCACCGUAGUCUUAAGUGGUGAUUGUAGAACAUGAAGUUUAUGUGAUUAGGGUCCUUGGUACAAGUUUAGUUUACUUAUUCUCAUCUGGGCUUUGUUGAGUAUCCAGUCCACGAGGCAGCGGCGGCUAUAAAAAUCCAUUUAGUGCCAACCCCUCCUUAGCAUGUACGGUAGGUGACGUCUCGUGGAACGUUUAUUAAGAUUCUGAAAUCAAUUCUCAAUCAAGAGGAGUCCUUUUAAUGCCAACUCUUGCUCUGCAUGUACAGUAGGUGAACGUGUCCCGUCAAACGUUAACCGAGAUUGUGAAGUGUGCUUUUGAUUAGGACAGUUUACUUAGACAGAGCCAUAGUCUUGUUUAUCAUGCUGUAAAAUCUCAAGUUAAAGCAUAUUCGUAUUUAUAAGGGUAUCGAAGAUCAGUGAAGAGCAUGCAACGUGAGUAGUAUUUUUUCUGAGUGUGGUUUUGUGGGUUGCCGGAGUGAUAUGCACUGAAAAGCCGACCUCCCGACAUGACUACCAGUGCAACAACAAAAAACUAGGGACUCGCUGACGAGCCGAACCCCACACCCCCCCCCCCCCCUCAACUGUGCCAUGCAGCUGCAGGAUAUCGACGAAGCACGCGUCUGAGGCUUUUGGCUCGUACCUGUGUCGGGUACUUAUUAGGGUUACUAUAAAGGUUUGGGUCGGAGUUAAAAUGCUGCAAUAGCAAGCCCUCCUGGAAAUUAGCGCAGGGUCACCUAUCUUACGGGGAAGGCGUUCAUAUGCCUGUGUACUGCACGAGGAAGGGGGGGUGGUGGGGACGAUAAAAGUUAUCAUCAUUGUCUCUUGAGCCCAGUCCUUCAGCCAAACCCAAACAUCCUCUUGGCCUCUACCCUCAACUUCCUGGCUAGUACCGAAGUCGCCCUUGUCUGCCGUCAAUCAAUCUGCACUAUAAGUCUAGUUCCCACCUGUAGAUCUUGUAGCCGCUGAAGUGGCAGAUGCUGCACUUGGUUGACGCCUAAGAACUAACAUUAAGCACUUAUUUGCAGAGACUAUGUGAGCUGGGCGCCUGCCUACGCUUCCGAUUUUAUGCCACCUACCACAGCACAAGACUCAUUGGUCUUUUAACAGCCACCAUUUACCACCAAUUAGGCCGAUUUAAAUUCCACGUUUUUGUUCCUUUUCCCACAGCUGGUCGUGUGACUCCGGAACUCACACAGUUGAUGAAUGACGUAUGGCUGCCUAUUGUUGGCUUCACCAAGGAAAUACAUGUAAGUUCAACUUCCUGUAUCCUUUUCUCACCUACUUUGUGGGGGUGGGCCGAUUCAAAGUGGAUUAUUGCUACGUUAUCUUUACUCAUUCUCUUUUUUUCAAGCGAGAUUUUCAUGCCGCAACCCACUGUGAUGACCCCAUCUCAUUUCGCCACCCCCCUCUUAAAUUCCCGAAAUGA